GUAGCGCUGGGUGUGGGCGGGGCUGGCUGGCGCCCCUGGUGCCAGUGGCUGCUCAGUCCCAGUUGGUGCUGGCGGCCGGGGGAGAUCAUGGCGCCCUCUCACGUCCUGCGCUGCUGCCAGCGGGUGGUGGGCUGGAUCCCGGUGCUGUUCAUCUCGCUGGUCCUGUGUUGGUCUUACUACGCGUACGUCCUGGAGCUGUGUGUCUGUGAGUAACCAUAAUAUAUAUAACCUGCCUGCCUCCCCCUACCGAGCCAUGCCGCACCCGGGCUUCCUGCUCACACACUGCCAGACAUGGGUAAUAAUAUGGGUAAUAAUACACCUAAUAUACCCAGCACCAUGCCAGACAUGGGUAAUAAUACACCUAAUAUACCCAGCACCAUGCCAGACAUGGGUAAUAAUACACCACCCAGCACCAUGCCAGCCAUGGGUAAUAAUACACCCAGCACCAUGCCAGCCAUGGCUAAUAAUACACCCAGCACCAUGCCAGCCAUGGGUAAUAAUACACCCAGCACCAUGCCAGCCAUGGGUAAUAAUAUACCCAGCACCAUGCCAGCCAUGGGUAAUAAUAUACCCAGCACCAUGCCAGCCAUGGGUAAUAAUACACCCAGCACACUGCCAGCCAUGGGUAAUAAUACACCCAGCACCAUGCCAGCCAUGGGUAAUAAUAUACCUAAUAUACCCAGCCAUGGCCUAAUAAUACACCCAGCACACUGCCGACAUGGGUAAUAAUAUACCCAGCACCAUGCCAGCCAUGGCUAAUAAUACACAGCCACGGGUAAUAAUAUGGGCACACUGCCAGCCAUGGGUAAUACACCCAGCACCAUGCCAGCCAUGGUAAUAAUACACCAAUAUACCCAGCACCAUGCCAGCCAUGGGUAAUAAUAUACCCAGCACACUGCCAGACAUGGGUAAUAACAUACCAAUAUAUACCCAGCACCAUGCCAGCCAUGGGUAAUAAUACAAUCCAGCACCAUGCCAGCCAUGGGUACACCCAGCACCAUGCCAGCCAACAAUAACACAGCACCAUGCCAGCCACGGGUAAUAAUACACCCAGCACAUGCCAGCCAUGGGUAAUAAUACACCCAGCACACCGCCAGCCAUGGGUAAUAAUACACCCAGCACACCUGCCAGCCAUGGGUAAUAAUACACCCAGCACCAUGCCAGCCAUGGGUAAUAAUAUACCCAGCACACUGCCAGACAUGGGUAAUAAUAUACCUAAUAUACCCAGCACCAUGCCAGCCAUGGGUAAUAAUACACCCAGCACACUGCCAGCCAUGGGUAAUACACCCAGCACCAUGCCAGCCAUAGGUAAUAAUACACCUAAUAUACCCAGCACCAUGCCAGCCAUGGGUAAUAAUAUACCUAAUAUACCCAGCACCAUGCCAGCCAUGGGUAAUAAUACACCCAGCACCAUGCCAGCCAUGGGUAAUAAUACACCCAGCACCAUGCCAGCCAUGGGUAAUAAUACACCCAGCACCAUGCCAGCCAUGGGUAAUAAUACACCCAGCACACUGCCAGCCAUGGGUAAUAAUACACCCAGCACACUGCCAGCCAUGGGUAAUAAUACACCCAGCACCAUGCCAGCCAUGGGUAAUAAUAUACCUAAUAUACCCAGCACACUGCCAGCCAUGGAUAAUAAUACACCCAGCACACUGCCAGCCAUGGGUAAUAAUAUACCCAGCACACUGCCAGCCAUGGGUAAUAAUAUACCCAGCACACUGCCAGCCAUGGGUAAUAAUACACCCAGCACACUGCCAGCCAUGGGUAAUAAUACACCCAGCACCAUGCCAGCCAUGGGUAAUAUUACACCCAGCACCAUGCCAGCCAUGGGUAAUAAUACACCCAGCACACUGCCAGCCAUGGGUAAUAAUACACCCAGCACACUGCCAGCCAUUGGUAAUAAUACACCCAGCACCAUGCCAGCCAUGGGUAAUAAUAUACCUAAUAUACCCAGCACACUGCCAGCCAUGGGUAAUAAUACACCCAGCACACUGCCAGUCAUGGCUAAUAAUACACCCAGCACCAUGCCAGCCAUGGGUAAUAAUAUACCCAGCACACUGCCAGCCAUGGGUAAUAAUACACCCAGCACACUGCCAGCCAUGGAUAAUAAUACACCCAGCACACUGCCAGCCAUGGAUAAUAAUACACCCAGCACACUGCCAGCCAUGGGUAAUAAUACACCCAGCACCAUGCCAGCCAUGGGUAAUAAUACACCCAGCACACUGCCAGCCAUGGAUAAUAAUACACCCAGCACACUGCCAGCCAUGGGUAAUAAUACACCCAGCACCAUGCCAGCCAUGGGUAAUAAUACACCCAGCACACCGCCAUGGGUAAUAAUACACCCAGCACCAUGCCAGCCAUGGGUAAUAAUACACCCAGCACACUGCCAGCCAUGGGUAAUAAUACACCCAGCACCAUGCCAGCCAUGGGUAAUAAUAUACCUAAUAUACCAAGCACACUGCCAGCCAUGGAUAAUAAUAUACCCAGCACCAUGCCAGCCAUGGGUAAUAAUAUACCCAGCACCAUGCCAGCCAUGGGUAAUAAUACACCCAGCACCAUGCCAGCCAUGGGUAAUAAUACACCCAGCACCAUGCCAGCCAUGGCUAAUAAUACACCCAGCACCAUGCCAGCCAUGGGUAAUAAUACACCCAGCACCAUGCCAGCCAUGGGUAAUAAUAUACCCAGCACCAUGCCAGCCAUGGGUAAUAAUAUACCCAGCACCAUGCCAGCCAUGGGUAAUAAUACACCCAGCACACUGCCAGCCAUGGGUAAUAAUACACCCAGCACCAUGCCAGCCAUGGGUAAUAAUAUACCUAAUAUACCCAGCACACUGCCAGCCAUGGAUAAUAAUACACCCAGCACACUGCCAGCCAUGGGUAAGAAUACACCCAGCACCAUGCCAGCCAUGGGUAAUAAUACACCCAGCACCAUGCCAGCCAUGGCUAAUAAUACACCCAGCACCAUGCCAGCCAUGGGUAAUAAUACACCCAGCACCAUGCCAGCCAUGGGUAAUAAUAUACCCAGCACCAUGCCAGCCAUGGGUAAUAAUACACCCAGCACACUGCCAGCCAUGGGUAAUAAUACACCCAGCACACUGCCAGCCAUGGGUAAUAAUACACCCAGCACCAUGCCAGCCAUGGGUAAUAAUAUACCUAAUAUACCAAGCACACUGCCAGCCAUGGAUAAUAAUAUACCCAGCACCAUGCCAGCCAUGGGUAAUAAUAUACCCAGCACCAUGCCAGCCAUGGGUAAUAAUACACCCAGCACCAUGCCAGCCAUGGGUAAUAAUACACCCAGCACCAUGCCAGCCAUGGCUAAUAAUACACCCAGCACACUGCCAGACAUGGGUAAUAAUAUACCCAGCACCAUGCCAGCCAUGGCUAAUAAUACACCCAGCACACUGCCCGACAUGGGUAAUAAUAUACCCAGCACCAUGCCAGCCAUGGCUAAUAAUACACCCAGCACACUGCCAGCCACGGGUAAUAAUAUGGGUAAUAAUACACCCAGCAUCAUGCCAGCCAUGGCUAAUAAUACACCCAGCACACUGCCAGACAUGGGUAAUAAUAUACCCAGCACCAUGCCAGCCAUGGCUAAAAAUACACCCAGCACCAUGCCAGCCAUGGGUAAUAAUACACCCAGCAUCAUGCCAGCCAUGGCUAAUAAUACACCCAGCACACUGCCAGACAUGGGUAAUAAUAUACCCAGCACCAUGCCAGCCAUGGCUAAUAAUACACCCAGCACACUGCCCGACAUGGGUAAUAAUAUACCCAGCACCAUGCCAGCCAUGGCUAAUAAUACACCCAGCACACUGCCAGCCAUGGGUAAUAAUACACCCAGCACCAUGCCAGCCAUGGGUAAUAUACCCAGCACCACACCAACUCCAUGCCAGCCAUGGGUAAUAUACCCAGCACUGCACCUCCUCCAUGCCAGCCAUGGGUAUACCCAGCACUACACCAGGCUGUACACCAACUCCAUGCCAGCCAUGAGUAUACCCAGCACUGCACCUGGCUGUACAUCAACUUCAUGCCAGCCAUGGUUAUACCCAGCACUACACCUCCUCCAUGCCAGCCAUGGGUAUACCCUGCACUGCACCAGGCUGUACACCACUUCCAUGCCAGCCAAGGGUAUACCCAUGAAUGCACCAGGCUGUACACACAGUGUGCAGGACAGCCCCUCCAUGCUGGCACCUGUCAUUAUGUAUCCUAUAUAUAACAUCUCACAUAUAGCAAGCAGCAUUGUGUGUCACCUGUCAUAAAAUCUUAUCCAAAUCCCACCUCCUCCUCCUGUACUAAUACAGAUUGUCCCCAUAAAUCACCACCCUCCAUAAACACUGACACAGGAUCUCAUAUUAUGAUAUGAUCAAAUAAAUCAUUAUUCCUCUGUAUAAUACAGUAAUACAUGUUUCUCACAUAGACUAUUAUAAAAUAAAUCACACUUCCUCUGUAUACAGUGAUACAUGUUUCUCACAUCGACUAUUAUAAAAUAAAUCACUUCCUCUGUAUAUAGUAAUACAUGUCUCUCACAGAGACUAUUCUAAAAUAAAUCACUAUUCAUCUGUAUACAGUGAUACAUGUCUCUCAUAGACUAACAUUAUAAAAACACUAAUUAUCUGUAUACAGUGCUAUAUGUCUCUCUCAUAGACGAACAGCAUAUAUAAAAUCACUUCCCUGACUGCAUUCCGUGGUACGUGUAUGCUUCUUAUGGUGUCAUUUUAAAAACCCAUAUUCCUUUCUGAGGUAUGUAUAUCCCUGAUUAGUGGUUAAUAUAAUAUAUCCUAUAAAAGGUUUAGGUGACUUUAGGGCAGUAUUGCACCAAAGUUGUUCUUCUUUGGCAAUUUAAAAAAUGAAUUGUAUUGUCCGAUUUUUGUGUUUAUGGUUCUAUUCAUGUCCGUGCAAACCAUGGCAGUAAGUGUUUACGUUAGUUGCAGUGUAUUUUUGUGUGUGGUGUUAGUAUGUACAUGUCAUUGUUUUGUAUGUGUACUCCCAUAUGUGUGGGAGUGUUAGUCAUUGUUUCUGUGUGUGCAGUAUUAUUCCCUAUAUGUGGUGUGUGUUAAAUGUCUGUUAAUGUCUACAUGCCAAAUAAGCCUCACUUGUUCACCCCUGCCAUUUUAACAUCCAUGCAAAAUAUACCCCCUGGUUUAAGCCCCCUUAAUCACUACUCCAUUUACACACCCUCACCUUUAACAACACCUGCACAGGUUGCAUACCAUACCCUGGGUGUGCAUGCAGUGACUCUUCUCUGUGGGUGCCACAGCAUGCACACUCUUUAGUACAAACCACGGUGUUAUAAUGUCAUGCAAUAUUUUAACUCUGAGAAAAAAUGUAAAGCGAGGGAGGCAACAAAAAUCCUUGUUAAAAAAGUUUAGAAAAAUGUACCAAAUGCACAUUCAGAUGUACCUGUAUCUACAAAGUGGCAUUUUAUGUAGGUUGACAUAUGUUCUAAAUCCCUGCACCUCAGUCUGUGUGCACAUACCCAACAAUAUAUAUAUAUUAUAUGUAUCCUGUAAGGCUGUUCUCUUUGGUCUGUAUAGAAAUUAAGUUUUGCAUACAAUAACAACACUAUUAUAGACUGUCAAAGAAAAACGACACAUUGUAACAUUGUGUAUAAGGUGUCAACGUUUUCCUUGGAACAGUGAGUUCAUGAAAUGUGCAAGACAGUCGUUACAUGAGUUAGGGGCAGAAUCACGCGAAAUUCAUUCUAUAGAUCUAUUCUUUGUUCAAGUAUUGUACUGUACGAUGGUCCUCAGAUGGCACGGGAUGUGUGUGUGCAGCCCACAGCCGUCUCUGGGGCAUUAGUGCUCACUCGGCUGUAAUCUGGCUUGUGUUCAUACGUUGCCACAGCUUAUGUUAUAACUAUAACCAUGUAUACAUAUUAAAGCCAGUGCUGGAUGAAAGAUUUAGUGAAUACUUGUCGCUAACUGUAUGUGUGAUAUAAAUGGGGUUGAAUAAUGUAUCACUUAUCACUUUUACACAUGGAAAUAGAGCAUUCUUUUAUUUUAAUUCUGCGAGCUGACACUAAUCUGUUAUUGCUCAAGCUGUGGGCUUAACAAAUGUCAUUCAGCGUCAUGGAACAGAUAUAUAUAUCUUGCAUUUGGUGAACCUGCAAUUUUGGUCAGACAACUCAAAUGGUUUAACCGUGAACUCCGUGUUAUGGUUAUAUCGUGCACAGACUGAUCUUUUAAUGGGGCAAUUUAAGCAUACAAUUUACUGUAAUUCUGAGAGGUCGAAUAUAGUAUGAUACCAGCUAGGGAGACUGUACCUGAAGGGUCUUUGCCCCAUUAUCGCUACCAUGACCUGAAGAGAUUUUUAUAAUUAGAGCACCACUUUAAUUUUGCCCUUCCUGUUUGCAAAUAUUUAUAGUUUCUUGCAGAUUGAUGCUAUCUCCACUUUGCCCUCAAUUUUAGUAAGUGAAAAUCCCUCUUAAUGAGCACCUCUCUCUGCAGAAUGUAAUGGCUUUCACAGUCUCGCUGUCCUGUGCGUCUACUUUGCUUUGCGGAUUCAUUUUCCUGCCUUUUGAAUAGGCCUCAUUCAUAGACGCUAGAUUGUGAGUUCUUCAUUUUUUUUUUCCCAUUUAAAUCCUGUGAUGUCAUCACAGUGUGCUAGCCAGACAUAGAUGUAGUAUUGCAUAUAAUAUUAUAUACUUGUUUAACAUAUUAAAGCCUGUAUUACUUUUAUAUAGCUUUCUGUUGAGGUGCAGGAAAUGUGUAGAAUAUUAUAAAUAACUCCACACCUGUAAUUCUUUUUUUUUAGGGUGUCUAUUUGCACAAUGCAGAGAUAACUAUAGAGUUAUAGGGGAACUGUAUUUGAUAUCCUUGUCUGUUUGUAAUGUGUCACUGGUUUGGGCGACACAUGGUGUGUAACUUGUUCUGAGCAGGGGAGAUAUAGUAAAUGGAGCCGACACUGUAUGUAAAACAUUGUCUGCUUUUAGCAAUAGAUGUUUUGCUGAACUCUGAUAUGCAUAAUGGAAUCACUUUUAAAUCUAUUCAAACCUUUUGCCUUCACCAGUAUGUUUAUUCUUGUUCUCCCUGCGCGGAAGCAGCGUGCCAUGUGGUUCAUUUAGCCAGCUCUGACUAUGCCUGUGCUAUAUUUGGUUCAUAUUUAAUGUACUUUCAGGGGAAGAUACUUCCUGUCAUUUGAAACAGUUCGUUAUUACAUCAUAAACUCUGUAACGCUCACCGUUCCCACACAAAGAAUGCCAGUGAAUGCACCUACGCCCUGAGGGUGAUGGGAAUAGUACAUCAAACGCUACAUAAAACUCAUGCUUGAUCAAAGACUUCUUUAGACCUUUCUUUUCUGUCUUACCACUGGCUGAACUAUAUUCGUUUCAUCGUUUUAGUGCAGGGGUGGCAAAAGGCACGUCCCCGGCUCUAGAUACAGCGUCUGUGAUGCUUUGCCAGCCAUGAGGCUGAGAGUUAGAAGGGUUGACACAUGGGGGAUGUGCUUUUUGGCAGCCCAUGUCUGAACACAAGUUGGCUUGUUAAAUAGGUAGUUGUGCAGACCUCCGCAAAACGGCAGUGAUACAAUCAAUAAGCUGUAGUGCUUCCAGUGCUCUGUGUCCAAAGAUGUUUUGUUAUUCCCAAAUUUGUGAGUGACAAGGCUGCCUUGAAGUAACUAUUGAAGUGUUCCUUCAAGCUUGGAGGCUUCUCAUGUAUUACUUCACGCAGCACAAAGUGUUAAAGAAGUUUGCUUCUGGAGAUGUAACAGUGUCAUUAGUGUUCAACCUUUUAUGUGCAUCAUGUUUAAUUCUGUCCAUAAAAUGCGUCUGUCGUCAGCGUGUAUAGCACCUAAAAAAAACAAAAACACUGUUUUUGUGAGAAACUCAUAAUUAUUAAGGGACACCAUUGACACCGAAUCAACUUAAGCUUAAUGAACCAGUUUUGGUGUAUAGAUAAUGUCCCUGCAGUCACACUGCUCAAUUCUCUGCCAUUUAUGAGUUAAAUCACUUUGUUUAUGCAGCUCUAGACACACCUCCCUGCAUGUGACUUACACAGCCUUUCUUAACACUUCCUGGAAAGAGUCAUCUACUGUUUACACUUCCUUUAUUGCAAGUUCUGUUUAAUUUAUACUGUAUUAUCUCUUUGUCUGUUAAUAGCCUUCUGCAAUCUGCCUCCUGUGUGUGAUUAAAGUUCAAUUUACAAAGCAGGAGAUAAAAACUUAUACAACAAGUUAACAUCUGAUUGAAAAUAAAACCAGCCCGGACAGAAACAAGUGACUUAACUGACUUACCUGAGUCUCCUAAGGGCACGGCUGUGCUUAGCCAAUGAGAUGGAACUGCACUGGGUUUGGUUCACCGCAGUCAUGCCGAUAGUACUUCCGCUCCACCAACCGAGUAAAACUCGGUCACUUGACAUGGACGCCCCCAUAGGAAACUAUCGCUUCAGUGGUUUCCUAUGGGGCGGCCUGGAUGCAUGCGCAGCUCUUUAAAAAAAAAAUAUUAUUUAACAUAAUUAUCUUUUUUUUAAGCUUGAUAAAAGGAUUAUUAUAGUAAAUAUUUUUCAAGUGACCGUUGUCCGUUAAUGUUUGUUUCCUGGUCUGUAUGCUGCAGUCACAGCAAUUUAGGAUUAUUAUUAUUGCCAUUUAUAUAUCGCCAACAGAUUCUGUAGCUUGUUACAAUAUUAUGAGAGGGGGGAUUUAACUAUAAAUAGGACAAUUACAAGAAAACUUAACUGAAGAGGACCCUGCUCAAACAAGCUUACAGUCUAGGAUUGAGUUGUGUGCUUUGUGCGUAUAUGUUUUGGGAGAACUCUCAACACUAGACGUUUGGAGGAAAAUUUAUGAAGGCAAAUCACGUACUGUUUUGAGAUCUAAAUGUUGAGUGACAUUUUAUUCGUUUCCACGAUGAUUGCUGCUUUAUUUAGCACUUUUCCCCAGAAGAGUGCCUUUUUUGUUGUUGUUAAUAAAUCUCCCUCAUAAAAUAUAAUCCUAUCCCCACUGCAUAGAGAGAUCAGUUUUGAAAUUGAAUAAAAUGGAAGAGAUACAUUUGUAUUUGUCUUUUCUGCAGGCGAGCCAUUCCUUAAGAGAGUUAAACGUUUGCCCUUGUAACUAUUAAGAAUCCAGUGAUGAAUUCAGUUCCAAUUAGAUUAGCAUUGAAGACUAUAGGAUUAGGAUUUAGGAAACUGCCUGACUACAUGCUUUGUCUGUGUCCGUUCAUGGUUGCAACAUAACCAUUGCGUGAACUGUCUUUAACAGUCGGUCAUGUACGGCACCUGGGUCUUGAGUGUAUGUAAUAUACAAAACUGGGAGAGCGCGUGGGUUGCUGCCUGGAUCCACAUUGUUUGUUUCUGCCAUGGAUACUCGUUUGCAGAGCCGGUUCUGCUGUGUAUUUAGUGUUUUUAAAGGUCUUUGGUGAAUUGGUAAAUAAACCAUUUGGUUGAAUAUUUUGUUGUGGAGAACACUGCUUCUUUAUAUUUCAUCAUAGACAGAAUCUAGCUGUAAACUUACAUAUUUUUAAUGCUUCUUAAUUUAUUUAAACCUUCCCAUUAUUUAAGUUCUACACGUAACAUUUCUAAUCCCGUAUAAAUAAUAUAUAUCAAGAAAGGUAAAAUUUGUUUUAUAUAACAGGGUGUAAAUUAGACAUUAUUUUAAAUAAAUAUUUGGCUGAAUUUCAACAUAGCUGUGAUAUUUGUGAUUACUUUUAUAUUUUACCUUCAGCCAGGGCAAAGAGGCCCCGACAAAUAUACAUUAUAUGAGAGUGAAAGGGUGACUCGGGGCUGCUGUAGUUGCUAUGAUGCCAAGAAUACCUUGGCCCGAUAGAGGGGCAAACCAUUUAGGCCCGGUUUGACCUCUUACCUGGGUUCUCCCUGGUCUCCUCUCAUGCUGGUGCAGCUCUGUAGAAGCCAGAAACCAACCAAAUUCUUAUUUAUUGUCUUAGAACAACCUCUGCCCUCUAUCAGCCAAUGAAUGCAGUUCUAUUUACACAGAAUUAACAUUAAUCCGCCUGGAACUCUUGGCACUAGCGCCCCCUCAUUGAGCAACAUCAUAAGAGUCAGGGCUGUUUUUAACCCAUUAUUUACCAACCUGGGGAGUGAGAGGGAUGGGGGGGGGAGCAGAAGGAGAUAGUGCCAGGAAUACAGCUUUGUAUUCCUUGCACUAUAGUAUCCCUUUAAGGUUUGAGCAGGUCCUAAUGUUGCACUAGUCAAGGGAACACAAAUCUAGAAAUACUCCAGAAAGUAAAUGUAAUCGAGUUUUGUUUUAUUUAGCCUUUUUAACUACUUCCCUUUAAACUGUGAGAAGGACAUGUGUUUAUACUAUUAGUUCCCAUUUUCUCCGAGUCACUUAUACUGUUAGCUUUUAAAGUGUUGAAACAAGAGGUUACUUCCUGAGUGUGUCCACUCACAAGACAAACUGCUUUAUGUUGGGAGAUCCAACAAUCGCAUAUAACGGCAGUUCUGGUCACUGCACUACUAAAAAUAAUGUUGGAAUACAACUCUGAGCAAGCUUGGCCAUCCAAAACCUUCUUCAGUUUGCUGACAGCCAGCGAGGAAUUGUGACCCAUACUCCUGUAGAAGACUGUGGUUAUUACAAGAACUGUCCAACCACCAGUCACAGGCAAUGCCAAAUCACUCCCUGUUCCAAUGGUGUUUUUAGGUUCGUAUUCUGUAAUCCUUAGACAAUCCUUGGCUGUGGCCUUAGUAGUUGGAGCUCAGUGAAAUCCGGUUUAGCUACUAUUUCUUCUGGUGUAUUUAUGCGCGUGGAUUUCCGCGUUGAUGACAUCAUGCGCAUUUUGUUGCGCGUAUAUUGUGUGAAAUAAAUGCCGGUUUGACCUAUCAGUUAAGGUGUGACUUUAUUACACUAUAUUGAUUUCAAAAUCUAUAGAAAAUGUAUCAUCUCGAACUCUGAAUAUUACCAUGUCAACAUCUUGUCUCGGAGUUUCAGUAGAAAGUCUCUCCUUUGAUAAUUAGACAAGAUCUCUUGACUGUAAUUGCCUCUGACUUUAUCACAGGGUUCCACAUACUUUGAUCUGAUACCACUGAAGUUCAUUUCACUGUGCAGCAUAUUUAUAUAUGUACAUAUUUGUAUCCACCAUAACCACUGCAACUCAUUAUAUUGCUUAUUGUGCUAAAAGAUUAUUCAGUUGCGUUCUCCCAUUAAGUGCCAAACCUUGUUCAGUUGGUAGUGAAUAGAGCGCCCCAUUAAUUUACUUUAAAGUAAUUGUCACAUUGUAUUUUAGUAAAGGGCAUAUCAGUUUAUUCUGAAUGCAAGUCUCCUAAUGUCCCAUGAUUUCCUGUGUUAUACUGAAUUAAUAUGCACACACAGGAUGUAAAGGAAUGGACAUGUAAUGACUCCUACUCUGAUUGUGUAUUACAGCACAGUAAACACGUCACCAGCGUUGGCUUCUGUGAAUCAAAAUAUUGCAAUUACAUUCCAAAAAUGGACUUUUCCACAGCUGAAAUAUGUAUCUGAUCAUUUAACUCUGCCUGGAUUCCUUCGUAUGGGUAAUGUUUACAGAUUUGACAGGAGGUUUAGUUAACAUGCUCUCAGCCCUAAUUAUAAGCCGACUCCUCCUGAUUGUUUGAGGAAGAGGAGGAGCGCAUUGGAAAAUAAAACAAAACAUGUACCUCAAGCAAGUGUGUCUCAGCUGAUUGUAUCACAUGAUCUACUCUGAAAUGCAGAAACUCUGGGUGUGUUACUGUUAUCAACAAGCAAGUAUUUGCAUUAUUGACUAAAACUGUCAUUAACCCCUAGGUCUAAUUUUAGAUCAGGACUAGAACUCCGGUAAUCUACCUCUUUUUAUUCAGUAUGUCCACACCUAUAAAAUACAUGUUAAGUGUAUUUUGGAUCUUUCAUAUGUAAAACCAUAACCCACAGAUAUUUUAUUAUGUAUUAUAAGGCGCACUCCAAGGUAUGUGAAAUCUUCUUACAGCAACUCUGUAAGCAUCUGGGGUGACUCCUGGCGGUGACGGGUCCGCUGGCUGCGGAGUGGGGAAGGUGUGUUUUUCUUACCCAAACCUGUCCUUCAGAGCUGCCGCCAUGAUCUUUGUACCGUAAAACAAUGCUUGCUUUAGGGAAUCACCCUAUAUAUUGGGUACAGGCUAUUCUACAGAAUUAUUAAGUUAUCACACCCUUUUUGUGCAGUUUUAAACUCUGCACUCCUUUACAAGGUUUCAAGUUAGGUUGGUUUUCCUUUGUGCAUCAGAUUUUUAUUUCCCCGUCCUCUCUGUGCUCAAAUGUCCAUGACCAGUUCUGCUCUUAGAAGUGGUCAUGGUUCAAGGAUUCUGUAUGUGCAGUGUUUCUGAUUGAAAGGCUGCAAAUAUAGAGAUAUUUGCAGUUAUGUGACGGGAGCUAGUUGCACACCCAGCACACGAGAAUUAGACAGCCUAGAACUCUUUCAGGUCUGCCUGAUGUUAAAUCUGUGCAAAAAUUACACUUGUCGUCUGCACAGACUGCGUACUGGCGAUAGACGUAAUGAGCGUCUACAUGUAUAGGAAGUGCUAGGAGCAAGUCUGCAAGUUACUACUCUUUUAACAGACUUUGGGUUUAAAACACGGGGUGGACAUACAAAGUAGUUGGAAAGGGCAGCAUAAAUUUUAAACAAAAAGGGGGAGGGGGCUAUAGUAACCCAUUAAUGAUUCAUUAAAGGGACACUAUAGUCACCAGAACAACUACAGCUUAUUGAAUUUGUUCUGGUGAGUAGAAUCAUUACCUUCAGGCUUUUUGCUGUAAACACUGUCUUUCCAGAGAAAAUGCAGUGUUUACAUUACAGCCUAGUGAUAACUCCACUGGCCACUCCUCAGAUGGCUGUUCGAGAUCCUUCCUGGGUCAUGGUUGCCUAAAAUGCUUCCAAACAUUCAGUAUCUCCUCCCUCUGCAUGCAGACACUGAACUUUCCUCAUAGAGAUUCAUUGAUUCAAUUCAUCUCUAUGAGGAGAUGCUGAUUGGCCAGGGCUGUGUUUGAAUCAUGCUGGCUCUGCCCCUGAUCUGCCUCCUUGUCAGUCUCAGCCAAUCCUAUGGGGAUGCAUUGUGAUUGGAUCAGGCUACCACAUGUCAGCAGGCGGUGGGCAGGCCUAAAGGAAACAGGCUCAAAGCAUGCAGCUGCAGACUCGAAUACAACUAAGCUUUACUAUAUUUAGGGAGGCAUGAGGGGCCCGAGGGGGCUAGAUGGUGGUUUUAACCCUAUAGGGUCAGGAAUACAUGUUUGUGUUCCUGACCCUAUAGUGAUCCUUUAAAGAAACUAUUUUUCAAGUUACCAAUUGAUAAUAGAUUUUAAAUACAUUUUACAAGUUUUGUUUCCAUUAGAAAAAGUGGAAUCUAGUGUUUUUACACUUUUUUUUGUUUGUUUUUUACAAAUGAAUUAGUAGUGAAGGUGAUAAUCUAAAGGGAAAAUUAAAUGGUAAACUAAUGCUGAGAUUUAUUUUAAUGAUCUUGUUAAAUACGACAUCCAAGUGUGAUUCUGAAGAGCUUGCAGUCAGAUUCAUUUACUCCCAUCCCAGCACUGUUAAAGCUAUGACCUCCCGAUGGGAGUGUUAAUGUCAUAUGCAAAGUCUAUUAGCAUCACAAGAGAACUAUUAUGGCAACAUCUAUGAUUUACUCAUUAUCUAUCUAUGUAAAUACCAACACCAAAUGCUGUAAAUAACAAACCCUCACCACAAGGACGUGAAGUGUCUAAACACUAGUUAAAGGGCCGAUCCAGUGUGAAAGACUUAUUUUUGUAAUGUUUUAUACAGAGAAUAUAUUAAAAUAUAUGCAGAGAGAAUGCAUUUAAAGUAGAAACGGUGCUCAUAAGUUCUUCAACCGUUUGCAAUUUUUCUUUGGGCUUUCAUCAAACGAGGUAGUUAAUCAGGCAUUCGGAAAUAAAGCACGUUAGUACAUCAUAGGGCCCUCGACAAGUGGGAAUGUUCCUCAUCAGCUCAUAUAAUCGCACGGCCAUUGAGAUGUCCACGUAUAGGUAAACGAAUAAACAUAAUCAAGAAAAAAAACAAUCAAACACUGAACAUAUAUGAUCCUGCACGCUGAAUGGCACAAACAGGUAUGCGUGUCACGUCUAAUUUUUCAGUUGACCUCCAUAACUGCACACAGGUUAAUGUAUCUCUUAUCACGAGUUCACCUAAGCAUUCAGAUCUAAAGACUGAUUGAUUAUAGUGAUAUAGGUAUUCACAGGAAGCGUGAGGUUGAAACUGUGUUUCUGUCAUCUGUACAGGAAGUUUGAACUGAUACAGACUGUGUGUACAUGCCCGAGUGUCCAUAUGAUGAUUUUCUCCUUUAAAGGCGAGGAAUACAAGCUUGGUCCGCAACACUGCAAUCCUUUUAGAGUGUUUGGUGUUCCUCCAACUUGUAACUGGGUAACGUUCUGCUUGCGUGCAUUUGUUGUACUCGAGGUUUGAAGUUGUCGAAAAUGGUUAUGAAACACGCACUUAUUUUAACAAUAAAAAUAAAAUCUAAUGAUCUGGGGAAAGAAGGGCAAAAUUAGAAUGUAUUACAACUGAUAAAUAUUAAUAGUAAAUCAAGACCAGCGUGAAACUUUUAUUUCGAGUGUAAAUGUCUCUUACGACAGUGCUCAAAAUUCACAUAAAAAGUCUGUUGUCUUUAAAGGGACACUGCAGUGUGGAUUUACGACAUGCUCGCCUCUUGACGUUUACUGAAAUCUCAGAAUCUGCAUCUUUUAUUGGAUGGACUCGUGCUUGCAUGGAAUGCUGGUAUCGGUACCCACAUGUUCUGCAAAGACAAGCAUGUUUUAUACUUCUGUGGUACAUGUCACACACCGGUAAACAUGUCUUAAGUGCUUUCUGUGAUAAGUGAUAAGAGAACUGUAACAGUUCUCGUUUAAAGUAUUCUUAAUGAAACGUUCUUUGAUUGCAGAUAAAGCAAAGGCUGAGUUUAUAUAUUGGCAUAAUCAAUGCAUAUAGCUAAUGAAAUGGUGAUUGGGGGGAGGUCUUAUAAAGGGGAUCUGUCAGAAAUCUCUAAAUACUUGGGACAUCCAUAUUGUUUUCCGUGUGAUAUUUACUAGCAGAGUGGUUCUUAACUCCUGGAUUGAGGUCGACACUCGAACCAGUUGGAGCAGGGUCUUUGGAUUAAUCAGGUUUCAAGCAACUGCCCACAGUGAGUUGUUUUCAGUACUACCACAGCUUAUUGCAGUUUUCCAAAGGAAAGAUGGGUCACCAGGCUCAAACCAGGUGCAUGUCAUGGUUUCCUGGAGAAGAAAGAACAGUUAACAUACCAGUAAACAUGGUUUAAAUGCUUUAGUGGGUUCAUAAGAGAGAGCGAGAAGAAACCCAGGGAAUUCAGGAGAAGCCAGCAUUGUAUAGCAGAAAGUUCUGUGCCAUAAUUCAGAGAUUUUAAUAUGUAAUAAUUAACCAAACUCCAAGUAUCAAAGCUGGAUGAAAAAUAAAUAUUACAAAGGGCCAUCUGUAAACAUUCUCUGCAGUUGUCCGCAGAUUGCAAGCCAUAUUCUGAUGAUGCCGAACUUCUGAAAAUGAGCUGUUGAUAAAAACAGUGGUAAAUCCGCAAUUUAGCCGCCAAGUCCUGCAGGAUUGAAAUGAAUGGAAAUUACUUAUUAAUAGCAAGAUACUGUGGGGGGGAGGGGAGAAAGCCUUUAUUUAUUUUUUUAUAGAAUUACAUUUAUUGUUUUUCAAAACACAAUACAUAAAGAAAAAGGGAAAGUAAGAUACUCCUCUCGCAGAGCAUUUUUCAUUCACACAUACAUAUAUGUAUACUUAUAUAUACAUAGAAUGUGAUGGCAGAUAAGAACCAUUCGGCCCAUCUAGUCUGCCCAAUUUUCUAAAUACUUUCAUUAGUCCCUGGCCUUAUCUUAUAGUUAGGAUAGCCUUAUGCCUAUCCCACGCAUGCUUAAACUCCUUCACUGUGUUAACCUCUACCACUUCAGCUGGAAGGCUAUUCCAUGCAUCCACUACCCUGUCAGUAAAGUAAUACUUCCUGAUAUUAUUUUUAAACCUUUGCCCCUCUAAUUUAAGAAUAUGUCCUCUUGUUGUAGUAGUGUUCUUUUUAUUGUGUACUGUGUUGAUUCCCUUUAUGUAUUUAAAUGUUUUAUCAUAACCCCCCUGUCUAGUCUUUCCUCUGAUCUAUACCCAUAUAUGCACAUCACACAUAUGCAAAAGAAAAAAAGGCCUUUUAGGGAGACUCAUUAAACUGGCAAUUACCAGGGAAGAUUGCAGAAGUGGAUAAUUUUUCCAGUUCCCCUAAUAUGGCAUAAAAUGCCCUGUUUAAUUCCCACAGUGCUAAUUUAUUGAAUAACCCAAUCUAUGCUUUGCCUCACUAAUUAAAUUCUUAUGUGCUUUAGGAGCAUCGUUAUGGUGAUCCGUAUAAUGAAAUGCUGGACAUUAAGAUCUGCAUUUGUAACUUUCUUUCUGUGCCCUCUCUGAGUGUAAAUCACAUUUAAAGGGACAAUAAUGCGCCAACAUAAAACACUUUUACAGAUAAAAUCGCUUGUUUUUACUGAUGUCAUUGAACUUCUCUUUUGUGAAUUUUCUUGCAGUUCAUUAGACAUUGGAGCAGUUAUUACGAGCAACAGGCAGGGAAAACAAAUGACUUGGGGAACAUGUCUUUUUUGGUGGCGAUAGUUCUGCUUUACCUCCUCCCAAUAAAUGAUAUUGAAGCACUUAGUGUGCAGAGGAGCUACGUGUAAAACACGCCCCAGUCUCUGAUAUCUUCUCACAAUGCUCUAAGUGCACUGUAUACCCUCAGGAGUCUGCUUUGAAAUGUGCGGUAGGAACAAGCUUUCCUAAGUAUUUAGCUUCCGUAGUGCUGGGCCAAAACGGAUUGUAAUGUAUUACUGUUACAGGCAGCUUGCCAUACGAUGUAAAUUAAAAUAAAGAUUAAUUAAAAAAUUAAUACAUAAUUAGCACAACACACAGCAUAAUGCCAUCAAAACAAUUCCACUCUAGCCCCAUUGAAUGUGGUUCCUUUUAUGUUUUUUAAAGUUCCCUAAAAGUGGUAAAUGUAAAAUGGGGAGGAAUAUUGAUUUUGCAAAUCCAGAAUCCGAUAAUCAUGAAGGUCUUUUCAUGCAUCAUUAUAAAGAUGUUCCUAUAUUAUUUUUUUUUAUAUCACUGUAACUCCUAUCAUCCAAAGCUAUCUGAAAGUAGGUUUGGCAGAUUGUUUUGUGUUUGCUGUACAUCUGUAUUCUGUCGAGCUGGACUUUGAAGGCAUUGGAAUUUACAAACUCUCAUUGUGAAAUCCGUUAAUCAGUGCUUUUAAAUCCUGCUGGACAACAUGUAGAUAUCAAAAGACGAUCUGGCAACAUUGUCAGACGGUGAACCCCAUUGUUAUUUAACUUUGGGUUGGGAGUGUAACAUUUACCCCAACCCAGAUUGGAUUGAUAUUAUUCUGCAAGGAUUUCUUUUUUGUUUAUUUUACAUUGCCCGUAUUCGCUUUUCCUUUUUUCCUCCUGGCAAACCAUAAUUUCGUCUUGCUACCCAUUUUGUUUGUUAAAGGACCACUAUAGUGCCAGGAAAACAUACACAUUUUCCUGGCACUAUAGGGUCUCUAGGUCCCCCUCACCCUCUGGGCCCCCCUUCCGUCGGGCUCUAGGGGGUGGAAGGGGUUAAAUCUUACCUGUUUUCCCCCACCGGGCUCCCUCGGCGCGGGGAACUCUCCUCCUCCUUUUCGCCGUCAUUGGCUGACCGCGCACGCAUUCAGUCAGUCCAUAGGAAAGCAUUCUCAAUGCUUUCCUAUGGACACUGGCGUCUUCUCACUGUGAAAAUCACAGUGAGAAGCAUGGAAGCGCCUCUAGCGGCUGUCAAUGAGACAGCCACUAGAGGCUCGAUUGAACCAUUUGUAAACAUAGCAGUUUCUCUGAAACUGCUAUGUUUACAGUAGAAGGGGUUAAACCUAGAUGGACCUUGCACCCAGACCACUUCAUUAAGCUGAAGUGGUCUGGGUGCCUAUAGUGGUCCUUUAAACAAUGAGUCAUUUUCACUAAUGUCGUUUCUAGAUGGUCGUUAAACGAUCCAUAGACUGUUAGGAGGAAUGCAAACCUAUAUUCCUGUCCCUAUAGUGUUAAAAACACCUUCUUGCACUCCUAAAUAUAGUAAAAUCUUGCCUUUAUUCCAGUCUACUGCUGCUGGCUCUGCCCCUGAUCUGACUCAUUGGCUGACAUCAUCACAAGUGAUGAUCUUAGCCAAUUACAAUGCUUUCCCAUAGAAACGCAUAGGCUUGGCUGAUAGUAAGGAGGCAGAUUAUUGGCAGAGCAAGCACAAGCCAAACACGGCCCUGGCCAAUCACCAUCUCCUCUUAGAGUUGCCUUUUCUCUGAAAAAAGCCUGAAGGGACUGAUUAUACUCACCAGAACAAAUACAAUAAGCUGUAGAUGUUAUGCUAACUAUAGUGUCUCUUUAAAUGGAUGCUAAUAUUGCACACCGUUAAUCAAACUUAACAUUUGUUGCUGUCCAUUGCAGCACAUUUCAAUUCAGACCGGUGGUGUAACAUCUGAUGAGAUUGAGUAAUGAUGGUCUAGUAGUGUUACAAAAAGAAUUACUGAAACUUUUUUUCCCCCUUCUAGACUACUUUUUGCAUCCACUUCUGACUAUUCUAAAUCUCACUGGCUUCUUUGAGCUGUUGAUUCCUCGGCCACAUUCAGAUUGCCGUAAAUCUAUAGACCAUUAGGAGGCAGCUCUAGAUCUCUCUGUUCUCUUCGCACCAACCGAGGUGUCUCUGCCCUCAAGACUUGCUCUAUUUAUUUGCCGGCUUGAAUAUAGCAUUGGCUAUAAAGUAACUGGGUAGGUAGUCUCGUUAUUCAUUCCCUGAUGCUAUUCACACAGACCGGGGUGUCCAGCCUUGGUCUGCCACCAUUGAAGAAAGAGAAAAAAAAUGCAUAUUUGUUCAUAUUUCACUUUAGCUAAAACAUGAACUUUUGUGCCGUUGGAAAUAAAAUGUCUUUUAUGAGAUUGCAAUUAGAAAAUCCCCAUGCCACAUCAAGAGAAUUGCAAUUAAAGAUCGGAGCAGUGGCAGCGUGCUCUUUAAUUAGAAACUCUUAUUUGCCCUAAGCCGCAGGAAGUUUUCCUUUGAGUUUUUCCACUAAAUUAAAGGGAAUGUGUCAAAGCCCAAAAUAGAAUAAGUUAAAAUCCAAAGAAAUGUUAAUGCAUAUUAUAAGGAAUUAAAGACCAUUGCUGCAGCUGUUCUACUUGUAUGGUUUAACUUUUAAAAAAAAAGUUAUAUUUGAAUGAAAGCAUCUUGGCACUCCAUCAGUGUUCCCUAAUAUGGGUUCUACUUACCUCUAUCACCACCAUCAUACAAUUUAACUAGUAGGGUGCUUGGCCUCCGAUGCUCUGGAGGCUGCUGGAAGAGGUGUGUGCAUUCUCUAGUGCACACAACUCCUGCUGGGGCUAGUGCUAAGGUUGUUGGAGCAAGAUAAAAAUGCAUUAUAUCCCCCUCCGUUCCAGAGACCCUCUUCCUGAUUCUUGUAAAUGUAUUUUUAAAAAUCAAGUUCAGUUCUCUGAUAUACAGAGAGGCUGUUGAUCCUUACUAUGCCAAUCUGCUCUCUGGGUCCUCUGAUAGUAUCAGAUAAUGCACACCCACUCCAGUACCAGUUGGGCCACAAGGGCAACAACUGUAAUUCCCUUUACGGCAAAACAUAAAUAUAAUAAAUAAAAGAUAGGCCUCCUGGAAUUCAGUUAGCUUUGAUAUGUCAAAUCAUAGGCUUUAUGCCAGUUUAUGGAUGGGUUACCCAGUAAUGGCGCAAACAGUUUAGUAAUGGUUUGCCCUCUUACCUCGAUCCCCACCAGGCUUUGUGGCUCCUUCUAUGUCUACUGACGCUAUCCGGGUUUCUGCAGAAGCUGGACUCUGAUCCAAUCAUCAUUGGCCGAAAGUAUCAGCUUAUCACUCUCAGCCAAUGAUAGGUAAAGUGUGCAAGGAAAUAUGCACAGAAUUGACAUUAGACUCUAGUUCAGGACCAGCUGAUGACACCCCAAUAAUACUGCUUGUGGGGGAGUUACACCUCCAGCCGCAGAGGGGUUAAACUCCAUUGGUGUGGCGUUUCAUAGUAAAACACUGCACAUACAGACUCCAGGCACCACGACCACUUUAAAUCAAUAAGUGGUCAUGGUGUUUUGGAGCAACUCUUUAACACGCCAGAAGCAUGUAGUUUGCUGUGUUUCUUUGAGGGUUUGUUUGUUUGUUUUUCAAGGCAUUUCAAUAUAGACCUACAUUUCCUUUCCAUAAUACUUGUGGUCCUGGGGAAGUGUUCCGUGACUUUGCAUGCAUUGAUCCCAGGAUAGACUCUUGAGGAACACCACUAACGACUAUUAACUCCGGUGAACCCUCUCCAUUCCCCACAAUGCACUGUCAGCAGUCUUUUCGUUUGUCAGGAAACCGUGAUGUCAUUUUCCUAAAAAAAUAAAUAAAAUUAAAAAAAGCAUUCACAUGACCUCUGUAGAAGAGCUUCAAACACUUCCAGCCAUCAAUAAAUUACAUUAACAAGCAUUUUAUUGGUUCAAAUGGUUUCCAUUUACACAAUAAGGACAGGAUGUGUUUCUGUAUACUAAUGGCUACUCUUUACAUCCUAAUGUUUAGGCAUAUUAAACACUCGCUCUAAGCCAAGAUGUGGCUGUCAGGGGUUUUGUUGACCGGUCUUGUAGCUACUAUUCCCUUGAUACUCAGUUACCUUACAAGCUACCACUGUUAUAGUAGGGAUUUUAUAAAGAAAAGGCAGUGUUUAUAUUGAUCAUUUUUUCCAAGCGGAUGGAAAGCUCCUUACACAAUGGUAUAAGAGCAUCUGCUGAUGUAAAUAGCCCAGGAAUGUAGUGUGACAACACUGGUUUUGUGUCAUAGUGCAAUUCUCCCCACACCCUUAGCCUGCAAUAUAACUUGUCAGACUGACCAGAAUUGUAGGAGUCAUUGUCAAAGUCUGUGUGUUUAGAGUUUAUAGAAUUGAAGUCAGUUGUGAGCCACAGAUAAAAAUAAUUCACCCAGAAAUCUUUGGACUGGGUUAUGUUUUGUUUUUUGUUACUUGUUAUCCCUUUAAGUCAGUUUAAGGAAGAAGGAGGUGGCACACACUUAUAAAGAAACAUUCUAAGCAAUAAAACAGUGUUAGUUUAAUAAAUCUAUAGAUCUACCAUUUAGGUACCAUCACUUUUUGUUUAUUUUUGUGCUUGCCUUUGUGAAUAACAUGUUUCAUUUUUAAUCAGAUUUUACAGCACAGUGUUUUUACUUUAGAAAUCCCUACCUCCUGCUCUGUUAUUUAAACUUUGAUCACACGUUGGAGGCUGCUGUAGACUCUUGCAGGCAAUUAACAGAGCAGGAGAUGAGCAUUUCUAAAUUAAACACACUGUGCUCUAAAUGAAGUGUGUAGGUGUCAGUGUAAGUCACAGCCAUGGCAGGUGUGGCUAGGGCUGCAUAAACAACGUGAUUUAUCUUCUAAGUGGCAAAGUAUUGAGGAGUUGAUACUGCGGGGAUAUGAUCUACACACCAAAACUUUUCAUUAAGCUAAAGUUAUUUUGAUGGUGUCCCUUUAAGAAUGAAAAAAAACAUAAUGUAUCUUAUUGUUCAGAGUGGCCUUGCUCCUCAAUAAAUACAGACAGACCAGGCACAGAAGCCUUAUGCAGAUUUAUUAGGAUUACCAAGCAAUGCUUCAGCUCAGCAGUCAAGCUCUUGUCCAUCACAAUGUUUGACACUGAGAACCAUUGGGUUCCUGCUAGGCAUGCGCAGCAGUUACCGAGCUCAGAAAUUCGCAUCCUUCACAAAGAAGCAUUAAAGUCGGAGCUUCUCAUAGAGAAGGUUUCAUUUCAAAGUCUUCAGCGAUGUCAAACAUAAAGACAUCCAAUUAUUGAAAGACUUCACUAGAAAGUGCCUUUAGUUGCUGUCUAAUAACCACAGAGACAUUCUGACUGACGAAUGUAAUCAUUGCCCUUUCUCACAAAGAGCAAUGCUUUCAUUUGUCAGAGUGCAGGGAUGGGGUCUAAGCACCAAAACCACAACAUUAAGAUGUAAUGUUUUUGGUGAUUAAAGUGUCCCUUUAAAGGAUUGCUGGGCCUCGAAAGCUGAUCUCAAAGUGCUGUGUAAUGUCAGUAUCUACUGUAUAUCUUUGGUGUGCACAGCUCUCUUUAUUAAUUGUGAACCUUAAAGUAGACAAGCCACACGGCAUUCCCUGGAUCGUCUUAAAUUAUAUAUCCUUCAUAUUCCUAUGAAUGUAUGCACCAUUACCACUUCACUUAUUUGAGUGUAUGCAGUGUAUGAAUGGAUGCACCAUUACCACUUCACUUAUUUGAGUGUAUGAAUGUAUGCACCAUUACCACUUCACUUAUUUGAGUGUAUGAAUGUAUGCACCAUUACCACUUCACUUAUUUGAGUGUAUGAAUGUAUGCACCAUUACGACUUCACUUAUUUGAGUGUAUGAAUGUAUGCACCAUUACCACUUCACUUAUGUGCAGUACUUCCCUAUAGAUACACCUUUGCUGCUGGAAGUGUAACUCCACCUCGCUCACCGUCAUUGUCCAGCCUGGAAGAAGAGUUCUUCCGUGGUUGCUUCUCCAGCUGUUUGAGAUCUCACUCUGUUUACCUCCUCGUCUCCUUUACAUUUUAAUAGUAGUUGCAUCUUUCCGGUGCUACCCCUCAUCUCAAAUCUCCAUUAUAACUUUUAGAUUAUAAGCUCACAGGCCAACUAAGCAUUUUGUAUUAAAGCGCUUCAAUGGCUAGAUCUCCGCUCCUGUGCAAGGCCCUCUUUAUGUUUUGUAUUGGUCUGUAUAUAUUGUACUGCCUAUUUCCCCUUAUUAUACAGCGCUCCGGAAUAUGUUGGCACUUUAUUAAUGCCAAUAAUAAGGGUACGCAAUUAGUUAUAUGCUGACUCCCAAAUUUGCUUUUCUUACGUGGAAUCGCCAUAUUGUAUGUCCUUUUCUUCAUUUUGAUCUUUUUCAAAACGAUUGGAUCCGAAACUAUUAGUUCAUUUUCCACUGAUUCGGAUGCUUCUGAAUUUUAGCUGAAAUUUGUUGCGUUCCAAAACUAAUUGCACAUCUUAAUUCAAUAUUUGGUUGGAUUAAAACUUUAAGCUGAACAUUUCAGGUUAAACUCAACACUGAUUGCGGUAGAUUUUUUAACAAGUUUUUUGUUGAAUCUAUCAGGUAGAAACUGCUUAGAAAUUCUCCUAGUUAGAUUAUAGAACUGGAACACAUAAGUGAAAAAAGUUACCCCUUGAUUAUUAUUUUUAUUUUAUUUUUAUGUUUUUUGGAUUUAUGUUAACUUUGGUUAGUGAACUUACUAUGAGGGCAAAAGGAAUGUUGGGAUACUUACCUUUUUAUCCUUGGUUUCUGAGUCAUGUUCAAACCACUAAUAUUGUAAAGCGCUGUGGAAUUAGUUGGCGCUAUAUAAAUACCAAAAAUAAUAACUACGCUUCUGCUGACUGUAAUAUAAUAACGUUUCUCUGCUGAGAAGGUGACUGUGCCACCGCUUACUGUUAUUUCAAUUUGCUGAAACAUGCAUGGGAUAUUUUAUGUGUCUGUGUGCUUAGUUGCCUUAGGACUAAGUAUAGCUUUAUUCUGAAUACAGAUGUGGUUCACCGAAUUCUAGGCCUGGAAAUGCUUUUCCUACACCUUAGUUUAGCUCAGGGGGCUUACCUUUUACAGUUUUGCAAGCUUGCAUAGCCCUGACAUGGUAAACGAAGUCUACUGCAGCUGGCUUACCAGAUGUUUACUAUCACUGCUCGUAGUCCUAGAGAACACGUGGCGAUCCAGCUGUUAACACAUUGCUAUUCUCACGAUCCUUCACCAGCCUGUGUGCCAUAACUGUAGAUGGUAGAGGAUUGUGGGAGUUUAUCUGUAGCCUUACAGCAACAGGCUGCCCAUGCCUAUUUUAGAUUAUAAGAGAUGGCCGUGAGAUUCUUUUACAGCAAAACCUUACUGAAAAUAAAUUUUCGACAUGGCUAUCAAUUUCUAUCAAUAAUGUCUACAUGUACAAAUUUAAUAAAUAUUUCAGCUUUGUUUCCUGACACUUUGUAUACAGUAUAUAAGAAAAAGUGGUCUGUGUGCCAGGGACCUGUAGCUUUAACCCUAGAAUUGAAAACAGUGUAGUUUUGUAGGAACUACAGUCAUAACACUGCAGGGUGUUAAACACACCUGUAUUGGCUGUCUUCCUCUACAAUCAGUGAGUGAAACUCAUAGGAAAACAUUAACUUAAAUUUUCCAGUUAGAAUCGUUUGGACGUGCCUGGCUCACCGCGCAUGCGCAUCAGUCCCCAAAGCUCCGCUACGAGGAACAUUGGUUCGAACUAUUGACCAGAGAGCCAAAGUAUGUCACUGGAGAUGGACCAGGUGACAGCACUAAGGGGGUUUCAGAUCUGGAGAAAAGGUAAGUAAUAGUUUUGGGGGGUUUUCCCCCUAAUGCUAUAGUGUUCCUCUACCACGUUUCCAGUUGUCCACACCAGAUAAUUCCAUUACUGAGCACUUACAGUAAAACUUUACAAAAUCAUGGCAAAGCGCCCCUGUGAUAUGUAGAUGCUGUACAUAUCCUGUCUAUCAGAUUUGUAAAACGCAGCUCUUUACGCCAGUGCACACGUGAAAAUCUAAAUAAAUGCUGUGCACCGUCCUGGACAUUUUUCUCUUUAGGGGUUCACUCCUAACUCAUCAGAUGUUCAGAACAGAGUUGGCUUUGGAUCAGUUUUAAAUCUCUCUGACAGCACCAAGCCAAGCAUUAUUAAUGCUGUGUUGGGAUCAAGUGACAGAAACCUCAAUGUUUGAUAGUGUUCUCACAUGUCUGGAAAGCUUUUAACAUAUUGUAAUCUUAGUUUUAAUGACACUUGGUUCGGUGCCAUUGAGAGCGUUCCAACACUUAAAGGAACACUCCAAACACAAACACGUUGUGUCUGGAGUCUGUGAUUUUUCUUGGUAGUUUCUAAAAGUUUCUUUUGAAAUCGGCACACAUAUUUCUUCCUCUUCCGUUCCACAGAACCAAUGGAAGCAGGAGGUGUGCUGGGCUACUGUACGACGACCUCCCCCAUCUCAGUCAGUUGUGCUACAGCUCCUUGAGAAACAUAGGAAGGUUACGAUCACGUGCACCUACGCACAUGCGCAGUCUCCGCUCCACAUAGCAGAAGCCUCUGAUUGGAGUUAUACCCGGGACAGACUGAAAGUCAGUGCUGAGCUAAAAUGGCUGCACACAGGAGGUCCCGAAGACCCCCAAAGAAAGCAUGCAGAAAAAAAAUAUAUGCAUCUUUUCUUUGCUGGUAUAUCUAUUAAACAAAAAAAAAAAAAAAGGUUUCAAUGUAGUGUUCCUUUAAUCCAAUUCGGUGCCAAACUUCUCUGAGGAAUGGACCCCUGUUUUUUGUUUGUUUGUUUACGAUGUGUAUUGUAUGUCUUUUGCAGAUUUGGCAUUCUGUUUUCACUUCAACAGAGUUCUUUUUUUUUUUUUAUAUAACUAGUGGGCAUGUGACCAUUAUCUACACAUGCAUGUGAUAAACAUAUUUAGAAACAACUGACAUAUCCCGUAGACAGUGUAGAAAUACUCUGCGUUUGUUUUCUACAGAUGUAAAUUGUUAUAAUUAUUGUAGAAUCUAGACUCUAAGGAAGAUUUUGUUCACACCAUAACCUCAAGCUGAACAAAACUAAUCCAGGACUGAAGGAAGUGAAAAUACCUUCUUCGCCAUGUCCGAGUCAGGGGAGCUGUGAGUUUUACAAAUCAAUACCAUGUAAGCCACUCUCAAAACUCAGAGUGGGUGCAUGGUACACUCUGCACCAUGCACUCUGCAAAGUUGUUAUGGUGCUUCGACUGACCCAUAAAGGGUUACUCCAAUCAUCCUAAUCCAUACAGCCCACUGUAUGUGGCCAGGAGUACCAUUACCCAGUCCCCUGCUCUCAUACAAUGACUGACUAUCUGUGCGCAUAGUGAACAAAAAUAUAAAACAUUGUGGUUCAUGCAGUUUUUAUCUCUGAUACAUUUUCAAGGUGGUAGUAUUCACUCACAGAGUUUAGUGGCAACAAUGUAUAACUGCAAAUACACGGUAGCAAAUUGUCCAGUGUCUCACAAGGUGCUGUUUGCUUUAAAAACAAUGAUUUUAUUUUAACUUGCUUAAAAACAUUCUUCAAUAGAUAAAACAGACUCACUCACAUUUGCUUCAUGGAAAAAGUCCAGUGCACACUACACACAAGUUAAAAGUGCUGUGGAGGGUAGUAUGCCAUCUACCAGGAAAAGUAUAAAUGUUGAAGUCCACAGGCGUCACAAUGUAGGGUGAAGAGGAUUAAGGCCUGAAGUCUGAAACGUUGUAUCUUUUUUGUCCUUUACCUCUACCUUCAGCCUACAUUGUGACGCCUGUGGGCUUUAACGUUUAUUUUUGCUGCAUGAAAUUUCCACAAGGGAAGAAAACAACACGUUUGUUGUAAACAUACUUUUUAAGAUCCUUGCAGUAUGUUCACACAAACCUCAGGUUCUGGCCUGGCUGAUGAUACCUCAAUGACACUGCUGGAAGUGGAGUUACACCUACAGCGGCCAAGGAGUUAAACUCCAAACACUGUAACCUCUGCACAUCACUGAAGUGGUCAUGGUGCUUGGACUAACCAUUUAAGGUGCUUAUACUAGGGAUAUUGUGCAUUGCUGAACACAUUUCCCGAUAAAUAACACGUUAAAAAUAAUCCUUUCAAAAAUCUAGUUUCUGCCAUUUCACAGCUAUCUUCCCAUCUCACUGGAUGGACGUUAUCCUCACGUGCUCUGUAUAAUAUCCCACCGGCAUUGUAUGUUUUUUCCAUGAUAAAUGCUCUUUGUUGACACUUGAAAGAAAGAAGUCCGCAUCAGAAAUCACAUCAAACUGUAAUAUUUUUUAAUAAUGUAAUGCUGCAGACUUGGUGGUUUUAUUGAGCCAUUUACAAACAUUUAACCAAUGUUGGUUCUCUAACUCAGCUGUAAUCCCAACUUUUUUCCUUUGUUCCAUUCAGAUUUAAUUGUUGCAAAAACUAGUAAAUAAUCUUAAACGUAUCACACACUACCCUCCUCCCCCAUACAUUUUGUUGGUGUGUAAAUUGUCUAGCACGUGCUGGCUGUGUGUAACUUGUGUUUGUGUUGUCUGUAAUAUGAGGAGGAGAGUUAUGAUCCCUGGUCAUCCAGUUGGGGUUAAACUCUAUGGUGGUUGAGUGUGGGAGCAUGUGGUCUGAAUCUCCAGUGGGUACAGACUUAUAUUGACUCAUUUGUAAGUGCUGGGAUCAUGAGAGAGUGAAUUCUUUACACUGAACCUACUGCAAGUACAGACCAAGUGCUCCCUGCGUCUGCCCUAACACCCCUAGAACGUCCUGUAUCAGCCCUGAUAAUUUGACAAAGAAAGUCUAAAAGCAAACGGAAACUGCCUACCCAGCACAUGGGCGAUAGUAAUUCCUCCUCCCUGAUCAUGGUAAAACGAGAGGUGAUUCAGGGAAAAGGUUUUGUUUGGCGCAAUAACUAUAUUUACUAAAUAAACCAAAUGUUCUUGAUUGCAGAUUUUCCGCAAUUAGACAAUCUUUAGUAAAAUUCUUAGCUGGAAUCAAUGGAGGGGACUUUCAGACCAAAAGUCAUCACAAAUCUUUUUUUUUUUUUUUUUAAUGGGUUUCGAGAACUAGUUUUAGAUGUGCAGUACUAACUAAUAAACAACUUUAUAUACCAGGCCUGGCAGUCAUCGGUGUUUACUAAUAAACAGCUCCCAGUGAACACACCAACUUCUGUAGCAAAGGUAGUUUUAUAGGAUUCCACAGCAUGUCCAGAAUCGCAGUUUGUAUGUGCGUGAAUAAUGGUUGUAUUCCUGUUUAUUUUCGUGUAUACCUGUAUUUGGGAUUUAAACUAGUCACUAAUUGUAAUUUUUAUAUAUAUUUUUUGGUUUUCUCUUCUAGGGACAAUAAAAUCAGAUACUGAAAAAGGUAAAAAAUUUAUAUCCUUUUUUGAAAACUUUUUUAUAUAUAUUUAUUUUGUUUUGUAAUAAUCUGAACUUUGCGUAUCUUGCUUACUACCUUGCUAACGAUUAGGAUCCAACAAGCUUAUUGUAAGAAGAAUCCGACAGUCCAUAAAUACACCUGUUUGCUCCUUGUCCCACACUUUUUUUUUUCGCUGAACAAUACUAUUUUAUUGUUUUUCUUACAAUGUUCGUUUUUUUUCCCCUUCCUAUCACACAGCUAUCUACAUGGUGGUUUUCCACAUAUUUUUCAUUAUGUUUGUGUGGUCCUAUUGGAAGACAAUAUUUUCAAGUCCUGCUAAUCCGUCCAGAGAGGUAAGCAGUGUCAUUUAUUAUGGCCCUGGUAUUACUGUACCUCGGAGCUAAUCUGUUGCCUUGUAACAUAAUAAAACGACUAAAUAUGACCUACGUAAGCUCAUUGAGUGUUUCCUCUGCAUCUUAUUAAAAUGUUGUCUCGUCAUGUGUGUGUGUAUCAUUCAAUAGUGCCUUGAUGGUGUAUUCAAAUCGCAAAUUCCCAUUUUGUCACUGAAUUACAGAUCAUUUCUGUUUAUUGUAUGUUUAUUUAAUACAUACUCUUCCCCAUACCUAUGCAUCACUGGAUAAAACUGUAUGAGACUGGACCUUUUGAUCCGGUUACACUGUCACUUUAAUCUGUAUCUUGGCAAGAAAGAUUCCUUGCCCAACAGAGGUUUAGAUGAAUCAUUCAUUGAGCGGCCUACCCUGCUGCACCAUUGACAAACAAAGCUUGAAUGCAUUUUCCUUGAAAACAAACUAGUCCUAGGAGGGGCACCACGGCCUAAUUAUUCAUCCUUAUUCAGCUCUGGUAAUUUGGGUAGCUCUGUAUAGUACUGCAAAUCACGCUGGACAAUGAAGAGUGUUUCUGUUAGACAUGCAUGGCCAAUUUCUAGUUCUUUUGCUGUUGUGGGACUACAUCUCCAAUGAUGCUUUGCCAGUCUUAAUUUCAUGAUAGAAAGCAUAAACCAGCAUGCAGGAGCAAACUUCUACACUAUUAGCCAGAUCUAAAAGUUACUAGCCACUGCAAGUCUGAAGGGUUCAUUGCACACUAACCAGGAGCACAUUACUGCUCACCAGGGCUGAAUUUUCACUUGCCAAAAGUUAAUGCGGAGUGGAAAUGUUGAGCCCUGCUACUUGUGUCUGUGAAGUUUCAUGUUAAAUGUGAUUGUUCCGUAAACAGUAUCAGCUCAUAUGAUACAUUGCAGGUUAUUUCAAAUACCCUUUGUUCCUGAAUGCUCUAUAGCAGAUACUUAACAGAAUAAGCAGGUGACUAGAAUAUGAAUUCAUUUUGGCUAUUUUUAUUUUCAGUUUACCCUCCGUGGGAAAUAUUUUUAUAAUUUGUGUAAGGCAGAUAACCAUUGUUAAUAGUGAUAAACACAACCCAAAGCACAUGGGUUUUGUCCAACUCCUCGCCCUGCAAAAAAAACUGUACUUCAUGGUCACAAGAGUUUGAGUAACACUAUCGAGUGGUCAUGUGAACUGUGACUUUCAUUUACUGAUUUUUAGUGAAUGCUGGUAAAUGGAAAACAUUAAAUGUGAGAACACUGGCGUAUGAACAUAAAUUUCAGACCUACACAUAGAACAGGGGUGGGCAACCUUUGGCACUCCAGAUGUUGUGGACUACAUCCCCCAUAAUGCUCUUACACCCAUAAUGCUGGCAAAGCAUCAUGGGAGGUGUAGUUCAAAACAUCUGGAGUGCCAGAGGUUGCCUGUGCCUGACCUAGAAUGAUCAACAGAUUAGGCCUGUCGAAAUACAGCUUGUUUUGACUGAUGAGGAGUUAUUUGUGAGAUAGGGCAUGCAGCCCCAGGCCAACACCAAGCCUACAAUGAGUUAAAAACCAAUCAAGUGGAAAUAGGAUUUCUCAGAACUGAUGUCAACCAGAAUGAGCCCUGUAGAAUGCAUCAAUAAAAGUAAUGAUCGGUGGAAUCAGUAUGAACUGAUCUUAGCACCAAUUUCACCCAUUCACAGAAGGUAGAUCCAUUGAGGGGUUAUAUAAUAAGUGCAAUUCUAGGGUGAAUUUUAUUUUAUUUUUCAGAAGGAUCCAUUUCUAAAACUGUAUAUUUUUUUUUAAAUUUGUAAUAGAGUGUACCCUGUUCUAGAAAUAAGUCUGUUGAACUCCUAACUCCUAUAUUAAAUUCUUGAAAAAGGUGAAUUGGUGAGACUCGAUUUGCAUGGGGAUUUCCCGUGGAGUUACCAUCAUUAUGAGACUUUUAUCCAUCAGAAGUUAACUGCGAGCGAUCACAUCCCUGGGGGCUGCGGAAGGUGCCCUAGGUCCUUGUUUUUCAACCAGUGGAACCAAAGGCAGGGGAUUCGCCAAGAGUUGGCCGACUGGUUACCUUCGUGCUCCCAGAGGGGAAGCCAGCUGUGCGCUAAGGAAGAGUAAGCACCUGCUUACCGUAAUGGUAGAUGCCUACUCUGCCCAAAUACUGUUCCCGGGAAGAGAAGUGAAGCGGAGGCGGCUGUAAUCUUCAUGAUCUUCACGCACUGCUCCCUGCGAUGAUGCCGUAGCUGGGUUAUGAUGUCACUCUGGCCUUGGCAUCUCAAAAUGGCGCUCGAGGGAGCUGUGCUGGAAGAGUAGGAACCUAACACAAAUCCACACUGGAUCCCAGGGAAAGGAGACUGAUCCCAAAGGUAGAGAGACUGAGUGGACUUAAUAAAAAUAAUAAAUAAUAAGUUGUUUCUGUCAGUGUGUGUCUUAACGUUUUUGUAACCUUAUAAUUGCCUAUAUGUAAUAGAAGUUCUUUUCAUUUACUCUCCUGAAGAUACAUUUAUGUAUCUGUAAAUCCCAGAUAUAAUAACAUUAUUUUAUUUCCCUCUAGUUUUGCCUAUCUCAGUCUGACAAGGAGAAGUAUGAACGAGAAGAGAGGCAAGAGUUCCAGCAGGAGAUUCUUAAAAAGGCAGCUAAAGACUUGCCAGUCUACACAAUGACUGCGACCAAAGGUACUAGUUCUUCUUCUACUUUUGGAUGACAUAAGCAUGCUUGCUGGCAUAAGCAUAGUGUCACUGUGUGACCACUGAUACCGUGAACCUGUGAUGGGGACUUUGGCAUCAUUGAUCUGUGUUAGCUACAUGUCUUAAGCUCUCUGAGCCCCAUGGGAAAUGUAGUUCACAAAUACCUCUGGUGCAAUUCUUUGCCAUCAUGGCAUUUGCUCGAUUUAUAAUGAACGUAUUCCUGCAUUUCAGAAGGAGAUUGAGGUUAAAUGAUAACAACGUGUACAUUAAAUUUAAAACUGUAACUAAAAAUAUAAUAAACCAGGGCAUGUUUAAAACGGCAUCUUAUUGUUUUGGGCAUAAUUUUUUUUUUUUUUUUAAUACAUGCAUCCAGUUUUAUUUUAUGAAUUUGUGUGCUACCAAAAACCUCAUCAUUCCAUCUCAAGAAUUGGGUAUCCUAUCAUUCCAUUAAUUAAUGCAUUCUACACCGGACCUGAUGGCUAGGGAGGACUGAUUGAAUGAAUUAAUGACCUCUUGGUUGUCUUUUUUCACUUCCUGCUUAUCUUUACUGCCUUAACUUAGUGUCUUAAGUCACUGCAGUCUUUUCCAUCUGCUGAGUUUCACUCAGCAUUAUGAUGAUUACAGCAGAUACAAUGCAGAUAGACAGCUAUGCCAGCUCACUGCUUGAGAGCAGAUGGCCCGAUGAAAGGUUUCUUUAAAGGCCUAGCUUAGUACGAUGUCGGUUAAGAUGUGUAGGUUGUGAUUCUUAAAGACGUACUAUAUGCUAAAACUGCACCCGCCACAGGUAAUCUAGUCCUAUGUUACUAUUGAGGCCUUAAAUGUUACUCUCCACUACAAGCCUGGAAGUUCGGUAGCAUACUCCCUCUACUCCCCAGGGCUGCAUUUUCACACCCCAAUAGCUGGUGACGAGUGUAAAUGUUGAGCCCAGGAUAAUGCAUGACAAUUUUAAAAACCAUAAAUACAAAGAAUACUUACCUUCAAAGUUCUUUAUGAUUCUACAGUUUGUGUAUGCCGAAACAACAGGAAACUGCUCCACCAACCAAGCAUUUUCAUUCUGGUCUAUGGGGAUUUUUUUUAUUAUUAUUAUUACCAUGAACCCAUUUUUUCAGCUGUGGUUUAUUGAAUAUGUAGUUUACCCCUGAACUGCAGUUCAAGUCCUGAGUUAUUGAGUAAACUCCAGAAUUAGCUGAUACCAGGUACAGGGAUGCUGAUGUCGGUGUAUUGUGGACUGGGUUAUAUGCAUUGAAUCCUGGACCAGCCAAACACUGUAUGCCCACCUGUGUGAGAGCUAUAGGGGAAUGGAAAAGGGAGUCCCUCCCCAAGCUGUGCGUUCCGUAUCUAAACAUAUUCUCGACACAGGUGAGAUGUAAAAUUUAUCAUCAGAGCCUGGGAGUAGACUUAAGAACUGCUACGAUUUUUUGGCAAAUUGCUGAAGUUAUAAGCCAACCUGGCAUAGGGGACAGGAACUGUACUGUCUCCACUAUAACCUUUGCAAUGGAGCGACAUUGUCAUUGUUUUAGUGAUAUUUUAUCGAUUGAUUUGACAGAUUUUUAUAUUUAAAGGAGCAAUCAAUGGGUUCAUUUAUCUGUCAAUUAAUUGAACAUCUUAACUGAAAAUGCAUUCUUUAGGAUUACAGUAGCCCCAUUACAUCCAAUAAACAGAAGCUUUGUUUUAGUUAAUCAUGAUUUCAGUUAGGAUUGUCUGCCGUCCAACUAAACAUAGGACUGUGAGUGAAUGUGUUAAGUCUUCUGUUCCAUCUCAUACCUCAUUCAAGCUAUAAAGCAUUUAUUCCUAUUGAAAUCAGCAGUCACAGCUCAGAAUAAAACCACUAGACAGAGCAGCUAUAAAACCUCAAACCCAUUAUGUUAAUGGGACUUGCAGUGCCAAGACCAGAGCAUUAUGUGUUCUCGUGUUCCAAGAAUCGUGGUUACCAUGCUUGGCUCCCAGGGCAUCAAUCUAAUCCUUAUUUACUAUUGUUCUUUAUGAAAACCCACUAAAUUACACUCAAAACAACGAGCAGCCAUUGUAUUUUAAGGGUUUAAGAAUACUGUCUGCACCAAUUAAUGUUCCUUCGUACCUUUACUAUCGCUGCAGUGACACAAUCAAUGCAUUGGUCCUUUAACCCCCAAUCAAUGCUCACAGAAUAAAUCCUUCAUCACAGUGUGGUCCACAGCCAACACGUUUUAUAUAAAAUGAUUCAUGUAAUACUCCUUUAUUCAGUAUCCUAUAUUGUUGGUUUCUCAGCACUUAACAACCUGAUUUUUACGUGGCGGGUAUUUACCAGCAGCCUGACAGAUUUGUAUUUCUUCCGGUAGAUGAAAUGAUACUGACAUGAUGGCUCAUUCUCUCAAAAUGUUAUCAGAACACCCAGCAGGGGUUACUGGUGUGGUUUGAUCUACCUCUAUCACAAAACUGAGAGGACAUGGAGCCACCAUCUCAAGUCCACAUUUGUGAAACGCGUUGGAGAUAGAGAUUGAGCGGUGUGAUGAUUAUUCAUGUUGUGCAGCCCAAAAGUACUGUCUGCUGGGCAAUCCAUUUACCAUUGGCUCCUAUAACUCCUGAGUGAUACAUGAUAUAUCGUUCAAGGUUUAAUAGCCAACAGUAUGUAUGACAUCUGCUGUAAUUGCAUGGUUUCAGGUUUGGUUAAUUGAGGGGCUUUGUGUGUGUGUUUUUGUUUUAUCUCCAUUAGUUAUUUGCUAUCUAUUUUUAAUCAUAUAUGGAAUACAUUUCUUGCACUUUUUUUUCCUGUUGGAGUGUCCAUCCAUGGAACACUUGAUUAAAAAGUUGAACCCACAAUAACUUCCUUUAUUGUAUCUAGAUUUAGUUUUUGGGGUUUUUAUCUGACUUUUGGUUUCACUGAUAUAUUAUUAUAUAUUAAUUUGUCUGCACUGUUUUUUGUUUUGUUUUUUUAAUUCUUUAUUUUUGCUGUGCACGAAAUAACUUUCGCAUAUCAACAAUGCCACAACAGCAUUCGCAAUCAAUUUACAAACACUUAUUUGUUAACUGUUGUACAACAUCUAGAGGAAACGCACAUAUUUUUUUUAUUUUUUAGGGUAAUAAUACAAGCUAAGUACAAGCUGGGUAACUACGUCUGUCUUUUUGAAUUACAUUGUCAAUUAGUAACAGUAGCUUAGGGUUAAUAUUUAUGUCGCGUGUCAUCGCUUCAAUAUCUAGACAUUGACUUGGUUAUGCUUGACUAUGCUUAAGUGAGGGACAUACAUUUUGUACAGUAACAGCUGGGUAAGUUUGCAUUUCAGGUUAUGAUAGGUUAUGCAGUGCUGACUAACAAGAAAUAUGUAGUUCUAUUAAGGUUUCCAGCUUAGCUAAGAUUCUCAUUAAAGAAGGGUGCCACCAGGCAAAGCAUCAUGCAUUCAACUAUUUCCCACUAUACAUAUAAAGCUCUAAUAAAGAUUAAUUAUAUACAAGGUCAUAUGCAGAGGAUGUGCACGUUAUUCAAUGACUGCAACUACAGUGAUAUCUGGUAUGGCUAUUCAUGGCAUACUAUAUAUUGUGCUUCUUGUUGUGAACGGCUGGGUUCACUGCCAGCUCCAUCCCAGCCCAAAGCAUGAGGUAGUGGGGUCGUGUUCCAUGCCCAGGCAUUGGGUGAGUCCCUUGAGAUUACCCCAUGAGUUCUACUGGGUCCUAAUGUCCCGGUUGCUGGGUAAGUUUGCCUUGCCUUGUAAGCCUUGAUGUGCUGUCAAGGGCUGUAGCACCAUGCGGUCAGUGGGUGAAGCUGAUUGUCCUGUUUGUUCUUCCAGCCCUGGUCGUUAGUGGAGCUUGCUUGCAGAGUGCACUUCUGGGGUUGCCGCUUUGAGAUGGGCAUGUGGAGGAAGUGCUGGCUGUGAUGGUUCUCGCCUGUCAGCUUGUGUGCUCCAGGGUCGUUACGUGGGGGCUUUAGAGCCCUCAUGGACCCCCAGUGAUAGCAGCUCAGGUUGUGAGCACAGAGGGAUCACCGUCUCAGUCGGUGCAGUUGCUGUGCAGCAAUCGGCCAUUUUGACGAGACCACGUGGGAGCCUCACUCCUCCGGCUUCGGGCCAUCCAGGUGAGAUGCUUAGGCGGUAGCCCGCCUGGUGGGGACCGGGAUGACCACCCCGGCCCACGGGGGGAAAGGGGGGGGACCAGGAAGGCACCAGGUAGAUGGUGGUUCGCUGUAGUCGGGGUGGAGAGCGAUGGCAGCAGCCGUCCGCCCUGCUCCCCUCCCGGGUAGGCCUUAAUCCCCGAGCCCCAGAGUCUCUCACCAGGACCUAGAGCCACCCUGCAGCAGGCGCCCCAGCUACACCGGGACACUCCAGAGCUUCGUGUCACGGACCCCCGGGUCUGUAUAAGCUGGGUUAAGUGGGUAUAUUCCUUAUUUUCCGUUGUUUGUCGGGAGCCCGUGUGAUAUGCAACCUGCUGGCAUGGCCGCCCGGCCCCGCCCCCUAUGUUUUUUUUUUUUUAAAUGUCAUUUAGGCAUCUUUUUGGAAGCUGUUUACAUGAGAACCUUUUUUGGUGGGGGGAGGAUGACGGCAUUCGUUGGCAAUCUGAUAAUGUCAUCAAUGAAGAUUGUAGAUUGAUCUCCCCUUGGAAUAGUUUUGAUUGUUUUGUUUUUUUCCCCUUUACUGCAGCCAUCAGAUACUGUGACAGAUGCCAACUGAUAAAACCCGACAGAUGCCAUCAUUGUUCGGCGUGUGAUGUGUAAGUCUCUUGAAUUUUUCCAUGUGCAAUGCAAAUCAAGCUAGAAAUGGUAAUUAGAAACACUGUCUGCAUAUUGGUGUUGUGUGUUUUAUAGGGUCUGACAGUGUAUGUUAAACAGAAUUCAUACCAGCAUGACAGCUGUCAGUUGCCUAUAUCGAAUUUACAUAUUUUUGGAAUGUUGACAAAUUCCUUGUGACUCAGAGCUACCGAUUGAGAUUCUAAUAUUAUUUACUACUCGUUAGUGUUAUCUGCACGUAUAUAUUUAUAUGUGUGGCAUAUAUGUGUAUUUGUUUAAAAAAAAAAAAACAAUUUUUUCUUUUUUUGCACAGUACCAUUAUUUUUUCCAACUGUAAAAAAAAAAAAAACACAUUUGCUCCAACAUGUCCCAUAUUUUUAAGAAGAAAUUUAAAAAAUCUGCAAAGAUAAUACAUUGGUACAUAUCCUGCAAAUGUACAUUGUUACACCAUACUUUUGAAAGGCAAAGAUCGUAUGAUUGGCUAGUAUCAAUGUGGUGCUAGUAGCUACAGCUACAGUGAAGUUUUAUAAUAGGAAACUGUGGUGGGGUCUUGACGUGAGAGAGAAGGGGGUUGGUGCCAGGAAGAUGACGGGGGGAUGCAUUGUCUGUUAGACAGGAUGUUUGUUCAGUUAACAAUGACGUGGCAAAUAACUUUAUCUAAAAUAUCGGAUUUGGAAAAAUUCUUCAACCACUGAAGUGGAGAUACGUUUUGUAAAUUCCCUACAAAUGUACAAUUUCGGUCAUUAAACAGUUUUUGGAACAGUGCCCACUCUUUAUUUUCUAUUAAAGGUGGAGGGAUGGCUGAACUUCUUUCACUUCUUUCACGUGGGGGGCAAGAGCGCACCCAGAGCUAAAACUCUGGAGGGUGAUUCUGGAUUUAGUGACACAUUGUUAAUGAGCGACACACACAAACACAGAUACACAAAUUUACAAGUUUGCAUACAAUAAGAAAUGUCUACACAUAAUUAGGAAAUGCAGCCUCUGCUUGAGAAAUCAGUUAAAAAAUCAAUUUCCAGUGUAUGUGUAUCAGGCUUAACAAUUUGUGGCUCUGGCACUUUUUAAUAACUUGGAUACAGGCAUUUGGGAACUGACUGGUGGUAACCCCUCGUUUGUUCUGGUGUGCCCCCUUGGACCAGCCAAAGAUGGGAGGGAGUUACUGUUCCACCGCCAUGUGUCCAGCAGGGAAGAUUUUAUUUUUAAUUCUUUAUUUAUAGGUUCAUGUAUAUAGAGUUACAUUCAUUUUGAGAGAUAAAGACAAGCAAUGGGUAAAACAUGCCCUUUUGUACCGCAAGUGCGGAAGUGAAGAGUAUCACAUCGGUUAACGUACAUUUCCAUACAGUAUAUAACAUUUGUGUCACAGUGGGUGAGCCAGCAAUAAGUGAGCGGGGCUAACAUGCAUGUGCAAAUUGGGCACAAAAAUAUGUAACUUGGCGGUUUGCCUUUGAAACUGAAUACAUUUGGUCCUGCAAUGUGAGUCUUUUUCUAAACACCGGUUUUGUAAUAAAAUACAAGAAUGACAUGUCUUUUCCAUUGUUCCUUUCUCAGGUGUGUCCUGAAAAUGGAUCAUCACUGCCCUUGGUACGUAUUUAAAGGGAUGCAAAGUAUACAGGGUUUCAGUAAACGGUGGACUGACAGGGGAAUUGCAAUUUUAGGACAAAUUGGGGGGGGAAACUGUUCAGCUCAGCCACUUGUACAGGGGUAUUCAUAAAGGUAGAAUUGUUGGGAAUACGCAGUUAAAUUCAAAGGUAAGUCCAAAAUGAACGUAGAGUUGACUUGGAGAAUGUUUCUAAAUCAACUAUCUUAGUCUAAAAUGUGAAAUUUGAAUUCAUGGCAAUUUUCCCUUUAUUGAAUAACCCUGUAUGUGUAAAACAGGGGUCCUCAAACUCCGGCCCCCCAGAUGUUGCUGAACUUCAACUCCCAUGAUUCUCUGGCUAUCUAUGUAAUUCAAAGAAUCAUGGGAGUUGUAGUUCAGCAGCAUCUGGGGGGCCGGAGUUUGAGGACCCCUGCUCUAAAACUUGCAAUUCUUUGGUUAAUUGACUGUAGUUUUCAGUGUACAGUAGUGGGUAACACAGAGUGGUUUAUUCAAUAAGCACCGAAUUAUUGGACACAAGAUUCCUGUAGUUAGGUUAAACCAGCCAGUAUCGGACUAUUGUGGAGUUCCAAGGUGUCUAUUGUAGCCUGACUUUUGCAGUUGGGUUUUAAAUUCACCGCUGUUCAGGAUUUAGUGAAUGUUUGUUUAGCUGUAAAUUCUUAUUUAUUUUUUAUUUUUUUCUUACAGGGUUAAUAAUUGCGUGGGAUUCUCCAACUACAAAUUCUUCCUGCUCUUUUUGUUGUAUUCUUUGUUGUACUGCCUGUUCGUUGCGGGUUCUGUUCUUCAGUAUUUCAUCAAGUUUUGGACAGUGAGUAUUAUUAUUAUAGUGUCUGUAUUUAUUUAUAUUGUUUGUUUUUGAUGGGGGGGGAACGUGCUUCACUUAAUAUAUUUUACUGUAGUGAAUUCUUUUAAAGAAUUCUAGAACUGGUGUUUAAUAAUUAUAGCUAGCAUAAUUGUUAGUUUAAAUCUGUUUGUUUUUUUUUUACAACAUAAAAGUUUGUUUUCUAGGAAUCGAAUGUCAAAACAUAGAGCAAUGUCAAGACUUGUUGCUUUACCAGUUUAAUAAUUGUUAUUAAGAGAAACUUUUCAAAACAGAAUAGUUAAGAAAGACAUGUCAGUGGAACAAGUUUGACAGCUUCCAACAGGUUCUUCCUAAGUUAUUCUAUCUGUAGAGAAUUUCUCAUCUUUACUAUAAUUAACUUGGCACCAGUUUUAGAGACCCGACCUAGCUAAAUCCUGUUUUCCCCCUGCCUUAACCUAAAUGACCCAAAAUAUUUCUUUUUACACGGCAACUCAGUUAUAGUUUAACCCCUUUGGGACCAACAGCUCACCAGGAUUGUCACAAUAAGGAUUUGCCUGGCUUUAGUGCGGAAUGAGUUAAUAAGCAGAAAUUCUGUACAUUCUUCCUCAAUGCCUUUGUUGCUUUGGUAAUCAGCUUAAUGAUCUUCAGUCUGGCUGCUCUCAGGCUUGCAGUGAGUUUUUGCUACUGCAUUGCAUGCUUUACUAACGUUUACACAUCACAGCUCAUCCAAACAUCCACAUUGGCGUUGUGACGUUCUAUUGCGAUCAUUUUUAUUUAUACUGCCAGGGUCAAUGAUGGAAAAGAUUUCAAAAGUGUUAGAGGAUUAUGGAAAAGGGGGUCCCUGGUAUAAUGUAUUCUAUUGUAAUGUACUUUUUGUCUUAUCUGAAAUAGAAUAGCUGGGUCAUUUUCCUAAAAAAGAAAAAUUUGAUGCCAACAUUUUGGGGGGGGAAAAAAUAACUGGGGCAGUUUAAAGCAGAGCAAUAGAUCUGAGUAUAUAUAUUUCGCCAUAUGAGAGUGCCGUAGAUAUAUCAGGUUGAUAGUACAUGGUUAUUUUGAUGUGGUCAUUAAAAUACUUCCUUGGAUAUUUAAAGCUAAGUAAUGGAAAAACUACUUCUAGAAGGUUGUGAGACUUUGCUGUUUAGGUCACUGUGCUGACCUCAUUAUUUCAUUCCCAACUUGUACUGUAUUCUUUGAACAGUGCCUUUCUGAACAGAUGUUCUUUGAGGUACCUAAAAUGAUUGGGCAAUUUGAUAUUUCAAUCUAUUUCAUGGGCUGGUUUGUUGAUGUAUGCAAGGAACCUCCCUCUACCUUAAAAUCUGGUACUACUUGUUGUACAAUGGUGGAGGAGAUGGAGAGUUUAGUCCAACAAGAGCUGGGAGUACUAAUUAUGCCUUUUAAGUGAUGGACUUCGGAAUGGUGUAGAACAAGGGUAGGCAACCUUCGGCACUCCAUAUGUUGUGGACUACAUCUCCCCUGAUGCUUUACUGGCAUUACGGCUGUAGGAGCAUUACGAAAGAUAUAGUCCACAACAUCUCAAGUGCCGAAGGUUGCCUACUCAUGGUGUAGAAGCUGAAAGUCAUGCUCUGCUGUGUAGUAAUGGGGGGGUUUCCUUUUGUAGGAUAUUACAUGUUAACCAAACUAUACAUCAACUACAUUAGCAAAGCAGCAUCUGAUGGAACUGUCUUUAUAUAGAAAAUGUUAUACAUCACAGUGGUCGUGUCUGUCCAUUGAAUCUAUCCAAUAUGGGGAAAAAAGGGCUUGCACUCACCAAUAGAAAGAAGGAUUUUAAAACGAUGUUGCCACACAAACUAGCAUGACUACAAGACCCUAAUGGUAAAUCAAAAUAACAAAAAAAAAUUCUGUUAACACAUAGUUCCAAUUGCAGGCUUGGUUGGAGAUAAACAGACAACGUUGCGGAUUAAAUCUGUGUGCGCCCAGACAGUUUUUGUUACUCUAUCCAUUGAAACUAUUUGACAAAGCAACGUCAAAAUGGCAAGUUAGAUAGCAAUGUCAGCCGUAAAAGACUCAAGUUCAAGUGGACACAGGACUGAACCGUGAGCUAGUCGACUUACCACUUUCGUCUGGCCUGAACAUGAACUUGUCCAAGGACAAGCAUUUUAAGCUAAAGCAAUUUGUCUUUGUGAAUGUAACUUGUUUUCUGAAUAUUUCUGAAAUACCUAAUAGAAUCCAAAUAGGUCUCAAUCACUGUGACACCCUGAUCUAUACUUCUACUGGUUUCUUCAUAGACUCCAAUUAUCUUCAUUUGACUUGAUCUGUCUUUUAUAAAACCAUGUUGCUUCUGUCAUUGUAUUUCAAAUUUAAUUAUCCCUCAAUAAUCUUUCAAAUAUUUUCUCAGCCACAGAUAUUAAUCUGAGAUUUUGACCCAUUUUCAAAUACUUUACAUUAGCCUUUUUUGUACAAUUCCUUGAAGGAACAAAACCUGUAAGAUUGAUAAGUUAAACAUGCUAUGUAUUGCAACAGCGAAAUGUGGUUUUUAUGGAAUAUUAAGAUUUAGAAACUUUUUUUUUUCUCUUUCUUUGAUGGCUAGAGGUUUAGGGUUAGUGGACUUUAUACACAGUAUUUAGACUUGAUACCUGCAGUUGGGGUUAAAUAGCAGACCAUGUUGCCCAUGUUAAGAGUUUAAACUUUAUAUGUCAUUAUUGUGGACAGGAAUGAUGAGUUGCAGCCUGCAGCAUCCCUGUUAUUCAUGAUCGCUGAGGAUAUAAUGACACUCAUACCUUGCCAUUUUGAAAGUGCUAUUUUAUUAGUAAAACCCUUCCCAAACUCCAUCCGUGCUUGCAGUCUUCAGCUAAAGGUUAACUCUGUAAACCAUCGCAGCAUCCAGCUCCAUGCCUCUGGCCUAUGACCUCUGCAUCCCAUAAUCUCAUUUCCGAUUCAACCAUUCCAGUGUCUAACAAAUUGUCUUUGUUUGCGUGAAGCUUUGCCGCAGCAAAUCUGAAGAGAGUUGUCCACAGGUAAAAUAAACCAGUCUAGUGAUAUGUUGACUGUCCAUCUAAGCAGUUUGACCAUUUUCUGUUUAUUUAGGUUUUAUUUACUUUUUUCUUUUUUUUGGGGUGUAAGUAGAGUAUUCGUUGCACCCCGUCUGGCAUGCUUAGUGUUAGCAAUAGUUCUGCAAUAGCAAUCGGUGCAGACUAGCAUUAUACGGAGAUUAGAUUACUUUAUCCCAUUUAGAAUGUUAAGGUAUAAAAGACGAGCAAUCCCAUCCCCACUUUCUAAUUAUUUGGUACUUAUUUAUAUUAUAUAUUAUGUUUUGUAGUAACAAUACAUUUGUAUUGCGACUAUACAAGGAUUAACUCUUGUGGCUACAAAAUCUUAGCAUCCCAACGUUCUGUGCCUGUAAAAAUACAUUCAGCAGCUCGCCUUUUCUAUGCCCCGAAUUAGCGUACGUACUGCUAUCUCAUCGUCUCUUCUGGCACUCAGACUCGUUAUUUAUUAACCCUUUAAGGGCAAGGCACAUAAAAGUCUCUAUAGCAGAGCAGAGUAUCCUGCCUGCUUAUAUUAAAUAACCACGUGCAGUCACACUGUCACCAAAUAAUCCAGUAUUAUUGCAACAUGGAACUUUCUCUUAAUUUAAGUGUUAAGAAACACUAAAACACUUCUGACACCAGAAUCACCACAGGUUUUUAGAUUUUAGCCCAAGAAUCAAUCCUUGGUGGGGAAAAGGGGUAAUUGUUAUGCAGUGUGCACCAAGUAGGUAAAUAAAGGGGCAGUCCUCUCUAGUAACCAAAAUACCAAGUUGUGAAAACAUGGAUUAAUAUUUAUUCAUAAAAAAGUGUUAACACGAUAGUUGUGGCUUCUUUUUGCUAAGUAGGGUUUUUUUUAUUAAAAUCUCCUGCUGCAGGAUUUUGUGUAACAAAUUACACUAAUGAAAAAAUGAUGCAUAUUUUUAUCGUGGAAUUAAUUUCUAGUGCUUCCUCAUAAUAGCACGCAAGAUAAGAUUAGUAAUUUUGUGUAAAAAAUGUAUUUCUAGUUUUGUGAUGUAACUUUUCUAAAAGCUCAUGGGGGACUUCUGCAUUUUUAUAAUUUGCUUCACACAGUCUAGCUAUAAUUUUAUACCAUGUAGUGAAUUCCCCAUUCACAUUCAUUUACUCUCACGUUGUAUAUUUACUAAUGGAAGCAUGGCACAUUGCUGUCUGCAAGGUUUCCUAGUGAUUAUCAUCCUGACAAUUCUACAUUGCUUUAUUUGGCCUUUCAUUAUAAUUUUGUAUUUAAAAUAGAUUUAAGGAAUUCUUUUUGAGUACUAGCUGAGACUGCCCUUUUUAUUCUUGAAACGUUUAAAACUGUUUCCUGUAAUGAAAUCUGUUUUUUUAUUUGUAACUAUUUUACCCAAACAGUGAACAUUGGAUUAGAGCAGAGGUGUUCAACUCAAAGCCUGUAACCCAGUGUGUUUGAAUUUCUUUAAUUAAAGUGUAAUCAUUGGGUUGGGAGGAAAGGUCACUCGGAUAAGAGUAUUUUAUUUCUGUAAAUGUUGCAUGUUAAAGGUAGUGAUUACCAUAAGCGUGUUUUUUAUUUAUUUAUUUAUUAUACACAGCCUCACUUUCUAUGUAUUUUGAUUACUGAAACGUACAUCACAUCUGUCUUUUAAAAAGGCACAUACUGGGCAGUACAUACAAAUUAAACCGUUUUUCCCAUGAUUCUCUAACAUAAUUAAUUUACAAAGAUUUACUUACACGUUUUGCUUAUUUUUGUUUUGGUUUGUGUUUUCCCUUUGGCUUUGUGUGUUUAACUCAUAAACCUACCUCAGGGAAGCAGGAGACUCAAAGGUAACAAAAUGGUGAACCCUUGCUGAAUAUUCACAAUGAUGGCUUAAAAUAUCACUUUCUAUGCCACUAGCCAGGCCUUAGUAGUUACACACAACUGCAAGCCAGGAGGGUUUAUAGCAUACUCGCCGGAUUUUAAUUUCUAUACUCCAGGGCUACAUUUUUCCCUACCUACAAUAGUUUACUUUUUACCAGAGGCUCAUGGGAAAUGUAAUUUAAUAUGCAUGAAAUGCCUUGUCUGUGCCUUUUCAAACCACAAAUAUAAUGUUCAUGUGCAUAUUUAUUUAUUAUUCCAAAUAACUACAAAUAAUAAAAGCAAUAGCUGCUUUUAUGUGUUGCGAUUAACUUUAGUCUGGCCUCAAAUGACUUUCCUCUCUAAUGUUUUUCAAUAAUUUUACGUCACAUGCUUUCCUGAAAAUCCAAUGUGUCUGCAACUGUUGAGUUAGACACCUACACUAUAAUGUAAUUUAUGGAUUUAUUUUUAAAUAGCUAAUAGAAGGUUUUCAUUUGCAGAAUGAACUUCCAGACACACGUGCGAAAUUCCAUGUUUUAUUCCUGUUUUUUGUGGCAGCAAUGUUCUUCAUCAGUAUCCUGUCAUUAUUCAGCUACCAUUGCUGGCUGGUGGGAAAAAACAGAUCAACUAUAGGUAAAGAAUACAAGCAUUCGUCAAAAUAAAUAUGUAUGUGAAAGGUCUAGUAUUCGUGGCAUGCUCGCUUCCUAAUUCCGCAGUGUUAAAACUUAAUGUGGCAUUGUUGCUUUUGGGCUCUUCAUACCUUCGGUGAUAAACUUGUUUAGACAGCAUUAGAAAUCCCAACACAACCAAAAUAUAUCAAGGGCUAUUUUGUCUUAUGAACAUGGCUAUUAUGAAAAGUUGGCCAAGAACAUAACGACCCAUCUUGCUGUUUACUUUUAGACAUCAUUAGCGAAGGUUGAAUUGAACAAGCAUCUCUGUGCACAGGGGGGUCUUGUGGGAUCUACUGAGGACUCACAUUUUGUACUCUUGCAUAUCCAUGAGUCUAUAGUGAUGUAGAUGAACCCACCAGGAACUGAAGAUGGUUCUGUUAUGAAAGUAUUUCUCCUUUCAUACUCCCCCCCCACGGUGACAUGUUUUUUUUUUUUGGUGGGGCCCAGAAGAGCUUUACAAAAAGGACAACAAUCCCAGUAAUGGAUGACCGUGUUAUCGUAAAAGGACACACCUAAGAAAUCAGUUAACACCAUGUCAAGCCAGAUACAUAGUUUUUGCAAAAUAUAUAUGUAAAGAAAAUCCAGAAGGAAGUAAUGAGAUGAUCAAUGGAAGAAUGCAUUUCUAUGUAUCUCGAACAACCCUGCUAAAACCCUGCCUUCGUGGCCUAUUCUGGUUGUCACCAGUUGUAGGACUUUCAACAGAUAAAUCUCAUAUCUUGUAUGAGCAUAAAUCGUUGCAUUACAUUACAUCAUCAGAUUUGAGAUUUCACACUCUAGAAGGUAGCUUGCCCAAUCAUUGGCUUUUCAUUGGCCAAUGAACUCUGAGCUCUAAAGCAUGUUUUACCUGUAGGAGGAACUGGUUAGCAGAUUUCACAGCCUCGGCUCUGCCUAGAACUCCUGUAGCUCAAUUAUUUUCUCGUACUUCUGAAAGCUGAUAGCUGAACUCUCUGAAAGCUCUGCUGUGCUAGGGCAGCGCAGACAGUGUUAAGACGCAGAAUGAUGUCAAAUAUUUAUUUUUGUAAAUAACUUGCAAUAUAAAGCUAAAUUAUGUCACUUAAAGCAAUUAAUUUAUAAGUUGUGUCAAUGUCUUGACUGUGCCUCUAAAUGCCCUUCAGAAUGCAGUGUGGUGAUAAUUGUUGGUGUGUGUUGAGAUGUAUGUGUCACUGUCUAUGUAUCUAUUUUAGAGGCAUUCCGUGCGCCUACAUUUCGAAGCGGUCCAGAAAAGAAUGGCUUUUCACUCGGUUUUAGUAAGAAUCUGAGAGAAGUGUUUGGUGAUCAGAAGAAGUAUUGGCUCUUACCAGUUUUCACAAGGUACAUUGAUUUUUUUUUGUAUUGAUUUUCGACCUGAAAACCGCAAAACAUCCGAGACCACUAUUAGUGGCUAUAAUAAUGGUAAUUACAAAUUGACAAGAUUUGGGUCUUGUCCUUUUUUGUUUGUCAGGGCCAUUUACUGGCAUCAAAACACAAAGGUUAUACUAGAUCGUCAGAUAUUUUCUUAUUUUGUCCAUCUCCUUGUAUGCCUUCUAGAAAUAUAUAGAAAUGUUUUAUAGAUUAAUUUUAUUAUUGGACUAACACAAUUUUGAAAUGACGAACUUUCGGGAGAACCUCCCUUUCUCAAGUCUAAAUCAUUACUGAGCAAAAUGUGAGAUGAGUACAGAUAAGAUACAAGUGAUAAAAAAGACAACAUUCUCACAGUGGGUCGUAAAUAUAUAUAUAUUUUCAAUAAAAGAAAGGGUGCAGGAGAUGGUACUAGAAUGGGGAGAGUUUAAAAAGAAAUGACAAGGGUUAAGAAUGCAUGAAUUCACAUCCAAAAAUCCAACGUAUGCAUGAAGGCAGAUAUACAAACUACGUAUAAAUAUCCAUACUUUAUACACACGUACGUAUACACAUGAACCCAUAUAAAUAUACUCAAACGCACAAAUAUACACGCAUAGUCAUUCCAAAAUUCUGUUAGUCCAAUAAAAAAAAAAAAAAAGGUAUUACUAUUUUCAUAUGGUAUUUUGCAUCUGUCACUGGACUAAUAUGGUUACAAUCUCUAUGAACUCUCUAUAUAUGUAUAUAUUUGAUAUAGAUAUAUAAACUUAUCAGUAAUGAAAUCUAAAAGCUAUCAUGCAACAGUGGAUGAACAUAUCACUAUCAUGCUGCCAUGUGUACACACACACACACACAAAUAUCAUCUGUUCAGCUGGAUUGAGCAGCUGCAGGUUCUCGUGGCUGUAGGGUCAGCUGCCGUGUUACAGUGGUUCUACACAUCCGGAAGAUGUCAGUUCAGAGACUACAUUAACUUUCUCUGCGCCCCCUGCAGCCCCACCUGCAGCAUUAUACUGCGAAAACUUCUCAGCAGAAUCCAAAUAGUGCUAAACUUUUUUUUUAUAUGUAAAACAAAAUACACGUGUGAUCACUGCCGAACAGUACAUUCAUUUCUUCUUGAGUAUAACUGGCACCACAUGCAGGUUUGUCAGUGCCAGUCUGUGAGGCAUUGUGAUACCAUAUGUCUCUUUUAAGUGUUGUGACUAAAUCCUGCUGUUCGUUGUUCUCUUCCUACAGCUUGGGUGACGGCUGCUCUUUCACAACACGUCUUGUUUCAGGAGAUCCAGAACUGGCUGCUGCCACAAGCCAAAACGAUACAGCCAAACAGUACGUGUCGAUUUGUUCCCUCUGGGUUUGGUUCUGUUUUGUUUUUACUAUUUGUAUAUUUUAUUUAUUUAGUAUGCUAAAAUAUAUAUAUCUACACACAUACACACAGUCAUGGGAAAAUGCAAGUACACCCUCUUUGAAUUCUAUGUUUUACAUAUCAGGACACAAUAGAAACAUAGAAUGUGACGGCAGAUAAGAACCAUUCGGUCCAUCUAGUCUGCCCUAUUUUCUAAAUACUUUCAUUAGUCCCUGGCCUUAUCUUAUAGUUAGGAUAGCCUUAUGCCUAUCCCAUGCAUGCUUAAACUCCUUUACUGUGUUAACCUCUACCACUUCAGCUGGAAGGCUAUUCCAUGCAUCCACUACCCUCUCAGUAAAGUAAUACUUCCUGAUAUUAUUUUUAUACCUUUGCCCCUCUAAUUUAAGACUAUGUCCUCUUGUUGUGGUAGUUUUUCUUCUUUGAAAUAUGGUCUCCUCCUUUAUUGAAAUAACAUUCAUCUGUUCCUUAGCAGGUCUUAGAGUUAGGUAAAUGCAAACUCAGAUGAACAACACAUGACAUAUUACACUGUGUCAUGAUUUAGAAGCCAUGUGUGGAAAAACGAAGUACAUUCUUGCUGCUUCCAUAGGAGAUAAAAGGCUAAGUGGCAGACAGGUGCUGCUAAUCAGAUGCCCUUGAUUCAUUGAUCAUCAGCAAGUGUGACAAGCUCUAUAAAAGCCAAAGUUUAGGUGCAGGGGCAUGCCAGAUGUGUAGCAUAGCCUUUAUGUGAGGGGUUGUUGGGACACGAUACGCGUGUUUUGUUGUGGACCCAGCCAGGGUAGAAUGCAUACCAGUAUUCUUAUAAGCAUUGACUCCACCUCAUUCCAAAGUUUCACCACCCCAUCUUUGCCUCACCUCAUGCGAGGCCUGGUGAUAUACUCUGUCUUCGGCAAGGUGAGGGUGUUGUGUCGUAUUCUCGCUUUUGCAUCAGACAAACAUUAAGAUCAUAGGUCUGAGGGAUUGAAAUAAUGCAUCAGGGAUAGGCAGGGUUUGAAAUAAAUAUAGAACACGAGCCAAGACAUUUAUUUUCGCGACCCCCACCCUGCCGAAGCAAGAGAGGUGCGGCCCGAGCCAUUUAUGUGUCUUAUCUUCCAACAUUUUCAGUGUACAAAGAGGGAUAGUUUAAUUUUGGGUUUUUGUUCUGAGAAAAUUAAGGUGACUAACUAAUAACAAUUUAUGCAACUAAAAUGUAAUUUAGUCUAAGAACAAUGUGUUGUAUUUACACAGACUGACUGAUCUCUAAACACAUUUAUUGUAGUUUAUACACAUUACUGUGACUAUUAUUGCUGUGAAGCUCUGUGAUAUACUCAAAUACACAAACAAUAAUGAAAUCCUACUAGAAGAGAGGGACUGGCCCUUCUAAAUAUGGAUAGUUGGGAAGUAUAUAUUUAUAUUUCAGCUAAAGUAACAAAAUGUUUUGGAGCUUUCAUGGGAAACUCUCCCUUUACUGGUAAAUUCUCUACUGCAGAUUGAGAAACCAGAUACGAGUCCUAGAGAGAGUUAUGAAUCCUCUAUAAAGCUAACCCUUUAUUAUUAUUUAUUAUUAUAUAAAGCACCAACAAAUUGAGCAGCGCUGUACAAUAAGUGGAGUAACAGACAAGCAUUUGUAACAAAACGCGUUGGGUGCACCCAAACAGUGUUGAGGGCCCUGCUCAAACGACAUUACAUUCUAGAGGGAGUGGGUUAAAGUGAAACAGGGUAAGGGUAGGAUGUAUUUCAUGUACGGGAAAAAGUACGUUGCUAGUAUAGUUUACAAUGAAGGUUUAGUUUUUUGGAUGACACAGCUGUAGGAGAGAAAGCAAGGUAGGUUACCAAUGUGUGGGGAGGGAAAACUAUUAACAGUUUAAUAACCCUUUAACCAAAUCCUGUAACAAUUAAUGUCAUAUAAUCUGUGUUUGCAGCACUAGUUCCACUCAGCCCUUCCCUCCAAGACCUCUCAGUGAGUCCCAAAAUCGACUGCUGGGGAGUGACAGCCAUUGGGCCGAUGGCAGUGUGGGAGAUGACGCAUCACAAAAAGGUACGGUUAAAAAAAAAAAUAGUGUCAUCAAGGAAAUAAACAUAUAGAAAAGUACCUAGAAAAGCGUUCCUGCGGUAUAAUUAGUAUUGCUCUUAAAUAUAAUAUUACCAUUGAAAGAAGAACAAGUGUGCCCACUGCACUCGGAUAGAAAAAUAAAAGACAUUUAAUCUCUGAUGUUGUAUAAAAAAUACUUUUCAAUGGCGUUAUUGCAGGACAGUUUCUCUUCGUCCUGUAUCUGGUGUAACCUGCACUGGAUGAAAAUAAGUAGAAAAUGAGAGGGAGUUGAAACAUAUUGUACAUAUUUUUAUCCUCACACAUAAAGCCAUUUAGAGAUCCGUAUAAAUAUUAUUACAUUUGAUUAUUGAUGUAUUUAUUUGUGCUCGCCAAAUAUAUAGAUGAUUAUUAAUCUUACAAUAAACGGCAGAAGUUCAGGUCCUUCUGAAUUGCCAACUUGGGCAUGUGGCUGUCACAUAUAAAGAGCUAAGUGUUCUCUGGGAAUCUUUGCUUUCAUUCCGUUAGAAUGCAAUAAACGUGCAGAAUGUCUGGCAAUCUUCUUGGCUCGAUUCUAGAUUGAGUUUUGACAGUUUGAGUUCACAGUAUUCCCAACAGCCUCAUUGAAACCGAAUCAGUAAAAUCUGUCAAUAUUAACAAUGUAGCAAAAUGAGAAUUUUAUCUAAAUAGGUUUCCAUCUGAAUUGUGCUUUGCACUUCCAUUCGAUCUAUUUAAAUGUAAGUAUUUUAGAGCCAUAUUUAUGGCUUUUUAAAGUGCUUUUCCAGAUACAAACAUAGUCAUGUCAUAAUAUUGAGGGCAUUCAUUUUAUUUUUUCAAAAUGUAAACUCAGUACUGAAAAGUAUUUUUUAAAUUAUACAUUACAAUUCGUUUCCCACAGGGUUACACUUUAUGGUUCAAUUCUAGUUUAGUAAAGUUUUAGGGGUUAUCCCCCUUUCAAAGUGUACCUUAGAUCUUACUAUUUGGCUGGCAAUUCCUCAGUUUUUCUCUUCUAUCAUGUGAGCUCCUACUCACUGGUGUAUCUCUUGGUGUAAGCUCUUCUGGUAAGUUCAGUUUGAGUAGGACUUGUUAAUUAUCAGCUUACCUGUAUAGCUUCAUCCUGCCACUUGACUGUCUGCAAAUUGUUAAACCAUUUUUUGCAUAUUUUUGUUUUUUAGUUUUCUCGUAUUUCCUGUAUUUUAACUUUUAGAUGCCUAAACUAUCAAAAAAAGCAAAAUCCUCUUAAUAUCCUAAAAAUUACUCACUACAUCUCACUAAACUAUAAACGAUCCCAACAAACGGCCAGAUAAAAAUAGGAUCAGCUGCACCAUACUAGUACAGUGCAAAUUUUUCAUUUAUUCUAGUAAAAUAAAGGUUUGGGGCAUGGGGAGUGAGUAGACAGGUUCUGUAAAAACUUCCAAACAUCUCUCAUACCUACAAUCUUUGUGAAGGUUUGGAUAGCAGACACUGACCACAUUCACGAACACUGACACCGAACAAUCACAUGUGUGGCAAUAGCAGUUAGGGGCUGGUUCAGAGCACUGCCUUACUGGAUGUUUUAUAAUGGAUGUCGUUAGUCCUUCGGCACUUUCAUCCAUGGUCUUAUGUCGUUGGUUAUAAAGGGGUUAAGGAACCUUUCAUUUAAACGUCGUUCUGUGUUGCAGAUGCGAGGAGUCACGUCUCAGUAUUAGUGGAAAGCUGAUGGGAACAAAAUAUCCUCUGAACAAGGAAAGUGGUAAGAAAAGAACGUCUGUGUUUGUACAUCCUCACAUAAUACAAUUAUAUUACUGCAAUGUGCCUGUUCACCAUUUUAGAAACAUAAUCAACAUGUCGUGGGCAUUUAAAACGCUCACAUACUAGAAGCACAGAAGACAGCAAGGCUUACAAGCUUGCAAUAAGCCCUUUUAAUCCGUGCUCAUUUUAUUCUCUAUAAUACAUGUUCGCAAAUGCAUGUGUGCCACAAAUCGACUGUCCGAGCUACAGGCAGGAGUAGCAGGGUUUCUGGAUAAGAUUCUAAGAAACACUUGCGCAGGACAUAAGAAUGCAUUUUCUGUAAAGGUUGUUAGCAAAUAGUAAUACCAAAAAGGGUUUUCACAUAGGUGACUUGUUGUACUAUGUUACUAUACACAAGGAUUUUCAGUUCAAAAGUUCAUGUGCCAGUCGGGUACGUCUGACUGUGCCAUGGUGUACUGACAUAGCAAUUUAAUUAAUGGGACACUCUCGGCAUCAUCGCUCAAUGUAUUUACUAGUCUAUAGAAAAUAAAUAUUACCAAAACAGGACAUCAGCUGGAAACGUUUAUUGGUAUCCACUGCAGGAACAAAUCCCUGCCGGUGGUUCCGAUAUUUAAUGUCCAUCAACUAAAAUGCAAAACCGAAUAAUGGGGGGCGGGGCCGGGCCGCCGAGCCGAGCGGCUGCUGUCCAUGCCGGCUCCGGUUAUAAACCGCAUAAAAUGCCGGGGAAAAACCCCCAAAACAUACCCACGAUAUGAGCACCGCAACCGGAGGCAAGAUCAGGGGGAGAGGAACCGAGGAGAAAGGAGCGGAGACACAUGCCGAGUAAACACGACGAACCCAGAGAUCUGAGACAUGCUGCAUGAAUGCGGUUCACAGCGCACACGGACGGCACAGGAGACAUGGAUCGGCCCCGCUCCCCCCCACCCGGCCGGGGGGGUGAUCCCGGCCCAAAAGUCAGAACUUUCAAAGCUGGAGGUGGAAGCGUGCUCGGAGCGAGAUGCCUCCUUGUACAGAGCUAAAAUGGCUGACUGGCACAACACAUACACGCAGCAGAGAUCCGCGCUGGAGCGCCGCGGUCCCUGGGGUGGCUGAGCCCGCAGCUGGGCCCUUCCGGGCUGUGGACUGGUCGACAAGGAGCCGGCCCUGAUUCCUGGAUUUGGUGGUGGUCCGGGGAAAUAUGCCCCCAAUUCCGCGAGCCCGGUGGAGCUGAGAUGCGCGUGCCUGCCGGCGGACCGGUGGCCGGGGGGCGCGUGCCGGCGUCAUGUAAGUGGCCGGAGAUGGGAGAGGCAAGACUCCUAGAGCUCCAGGGAGGCCCUACUGAGGCUGGGGAGGUGCAGGAGACUGAGACCACGCGGACUCUACGGGGGGGAGACCGCCGAAUGGCUCCGAUCUCUGAGUGCCAACGGCGAGGUGGAACUCCCUAAAAGACACCGAAGCAUGCCUUGAUGGGGCGCAGGGGGGGCUCGGCCACAGCUGGGGGAACCGGGGAGACCCAGGUGGACACAGUUAACUCGCCAUGUACAUGCUUGCCCUGCAGCAACCAUGAUGAGGACACACCAGAGAGAAGCCUGCAGAAAUACAACCAUGGGAGAUGACGAGUCCACAAAGGACCAUAUCGCCACACCGAGCGCCAUUACGCCCCCUCCAGAGAAGUGACUCAAGCUCUAAAUCUUAUAUGGGUUUUGCGGGAGUUAGACAUACUACUGUUUCUCUCUGCAAUGAGCCAUGAACAUCAUACAGAAUUUGCUUACUGUUAUACCCUAACUCAUUUAUUACCUAAUAUAUUGUAAUAGGCGUGGACACGCUGUUUAUGCUGCAGCACAUAUACGUUAGUUUGCUAUGGUACACAGGUUUAGGCCUACCUCGACGCAGUUGAAUUGCACCCAUCAGUGGAGAACUAAACUGAAGCACCCAAGAUAUGGCGGUAUACCUUCGUAACCAUAUUAGCUUAUCAAGGAACAGCGGCAUAUCGUAUCUACAUACACGAUUAAUCCAGCUGCACACUUUAUUUUCUGACCAGAUAGGCAUAACUUAAAUAAGUGGUAAUAUACAAAGAUUGCAGCUGACCAACAGGUUCAGUUCUAGUUAGACACGGUCAAACUGCACCCACCUAAGAUUUAUUAAACCGACCCACGCUGUCUGAUCAUCACAUCACACUAGCGGUAUCUGCCUCAUACAGCUACGUGUGAUCAUGCUCAGCCACCGCUGGAGCGAAAUAGGUCCAUACGACCCACAAACCGCUGUUAUAAAGGACAUGACCAAGAAGCUUAACAUUUAAGCGUAGACAGCCUGGUGCGCAGUAUUAGCUCAAUGCCUGCAAUUUAUGCUGUAAUGAUUCGAAGUGUAUUCCUGAAAAGUUCAAAUACGCCUGUGUGUUCUGAUCAAUAUGCCUCUGCGCUGUUUAAGCCCCUGCGUGGGCAACCUCUUGCUUUACUAUGAACCAGUUCGCAUUAUGCACUUAUAUUGUGAAAACAAUAAAAAUAUUCAAAACAAAACCGAAUAAUGGACAGCUCCUUACAUGGGGGAAAGUUUGGGGACCAAAACAAUAGAACUCGGGAGCGCAAGUACUAUAAAACCAAGAAUUAUUUAUCACACAAAACACAACAGUAUAUGGACAAGAGAAUAGGAACAGAUAUUACUGGAGGUAAAUAAUAAAGUUAAAUUAAAGAAUGAUGUUGAAAUGCUGAAGUGUAUAAUGAGCAGUCCCUACGGUGUCUUACCUGACCAUCUCUAUAUAACUAGUUAACAUAGAAUGUGACGGCAGAUAAGAACCAUUCGGCCCAUCUAGUCUGCCCAAUUUUCUAAAUACUUUCAUUAGUCCCUAGCCUUAUCUUAUAGUUAAGAUAGCCUUAUGCCUAUCCCACGCAUGCUUAAACUCCUUUUCUGUGUUAACCUCUACCACUUCAGCUGGAAGGCUAUUCCAUGCAUCCACUACCUUCUCAGUAAAGUAAUACUUCCGGAUAUUAUUUUUAAACCUUUGUCUCUCUAAUUUAAGACUAUAUCCUCUUGUUGUGUUAGUUUUUCUUCUUUUAAAUAUAGUCUCCUCCUUUACUGUGUUGAUUCCCUUUAUAUAUUUAAAUGUUUCUAUAAUAUCCCCCCAAUCUCGUCUUUCCUCCAAGCUAUACAUGUUAAGAUCCUUUAACCUUUCCUGGUAUGUUUUAUCCCGCAAUCCAUGAACCAGUUUAGUAGCCCUUCUCUGAACCCUCUCUAAGGUAUCAAUAUCCUUCUGAAGAUACGGUCUCCAGUACUGUGUACAAUACUCCAAGUGAGUUCUCACCAGUGUUCUGUACAAUGGCAUGAGCACUUCCCUCUUUCUACUGCUAAUACCUCUCCCUAUACAACCAAGCAUUCUGCUAGCAUUUCCUGCUGCUCUAUUACAUUGUCUGCCUACCUUUAAGUCAUCAGAAAUAAUCACCCCUAAAUCCCUUUCCUCAUAUGUUGAGGUUAGGACUCUAUCAAAUAUUCUGUACUCUGCCCUUGGGUUUUUACGUCCAAGAUGCAUUAUCUUGCACUUAUCCACAUUAAAUGUCAGUUGCCACAAUUCUGACCAUUUUUCUAGUUUACCUAAAUCAUUUGCCAUUUGGCUUAUCCCUCCUGGAACAUCAACCCUGUUACAUAUCUUAGUAUCAUCAGCAAAAAGACAUACCUUACCAUCAAGACCUUCUGCAAUAUCACUAAUAAAAAUAUUAAAGAGAAUGGGUCCAAGUACAGAUCCCUGAGGUACCCCACUGGUGACAAGUCCAAGCUUCGAAUAUAUUCCAUUAACUACAACCCUCUGUUGCCUGUCACUCAGCCACUGCCUUACCCAUUCAACAAUAUUGGAAUCCAAACUUAAAGAUUGCAGUUUAUUGAUAAGCCUUCUAUGUGCAACAGUGUCAAAAGCCUUACUGAAAUCUAGGUAAGCAAUGUCUACUGCACCACCCUGAUCUAUAAUUUUAGUUACCCAAUCAAAAAAAUCAAUAAGAUUAGUUUGGCAUGAUCUCCCUGAAGUAAACCCAUGUUGUCUCUGAUCUUGAAAUCCAUGUGUUUUUAGAUGUUCAUCAAUCCUAUCCUUUAACAUGGUUUCCAUCACUUUCCCCACUACUGAAGUAAGGCUUACUGGCCUAUAGUUGCCCGACUCCUCCCUAUUACCUUUCUUGUAAAUGGGCACAACAUUCGCUAACUUCCAAUCUUCUGGGACUACUCCUGUUAACAAUGAUUGGUUAAAUAAAUCUGUUAAUGGUUUUGCUAGUACACCACUAAGCUCUUUUAAUAGCUUUGGGUGUAUUCCAUCAGGUCCCAUUGACUUAUUUGUCUUUACUUUUGACAGUUGAAAUAGAACCUCUUCCUCUGUAAACUCACGUGUAAUAAAUGACUCAUUUAUCCUUUUUCUCAACUGAGGUCCCUUUCCUUCAUUUUCUUCUGUAAAUACAGAACAAAAAUAUUCAUUGAGGCAGUCAGCCUGACCUUUAUCCUCUUCUACAUACCUUCCUUCUUUUGUUUUUAAUCUAACUAAUCCUUGUUUUACUUUUCUUUUCUCAUUUAUGUAUCUAAAAAAUGUUUUAUCCCCUUUUUUUACUGACUGUGCUAUUUUCUCUUCUGUGUGUGAUUUGGAAGCUCUUAUAACUUGCUUAGCCUCUUUCUGCCUAAUCUUAUAGAUCAUUCUGUCUUCCUCACUCUGGGUUUUUUUUAUAAUUCCUAAAUGCUAACUUUUUGUUUUGAACUAUUUUGGCCACAUCUGUGGAGUACCUCAGUGGUUUCUUGAAUUAUGUUACUGAUUGCUAGUUUAUGGAAUCCAGUAACCCUAAAACACCCAUGUGAUGUCCUACAGAGCAUCCAUAGGUCCUUGUGAUUUGACUGUACUUUAAACAGGAUUGUUUUUGGAAGUUGUGUAGUUGCCAGGAAGGUAUCAGGAGGGUAUUUAGUCUCACUGUACAUUUCAGUAAGAUAUUGUUUUAACAAAAUGACUUAAUGCUAGCUGCUAAUAUCUAUUAUAUCCAUCUUCCAGACAGGGAUCGCAGCACAGGUUGUGCUUGACCAUCAUAUCCAGACAUUGGAGCUGCUCAGCGUGAAGUGCCAUAAUUCUAUCACAAAUGGCAUCUAAAGGCACAAACCGCAUUGUCUGGAAGCACGGCCGAAAGAAAGGAAAAACCCUUUGCCUUACCAUUCAUCUAGUGCAUUAAUGCAACAUUAUCUCAUCCCUUACACAAUGACUUUGUUACAUAGAAAACUUUUAUUUUUUAAUUUUUUUUUAAAUCAUAUUCAGUUUUAGCUUUAGCCUACAACAUAAUGGAGGAAUUUUAUCUAUCGUUUCUUUUCUGGAUCAUACCUUCAUACUAAACACAAACUAGUGAUUGCCAAAAGAUUUUACUUCCGGGCUAGUGCUGAUGCUACGACUAGCCUGUCGGCCGUCUGCAUCGAAUGACCUAACAUUGUUAAAAACAGCCAGUAGAUGGUCUAGUUGACUGAUCAGUAACUUGCCACAAGCAACGAUUGGAUGCAUUCAGCACAUAUUAGUAUUAUAUUAUUUUUUAACAUGUUCACUUAUAUUGGUAAUAUGGAUUUACCUCUCAUAACCACCGUAGCUGGUCUAGGUGCUACCCUCAAGAUACAGAGAAAUAUCUUUAUCAUGUAUAAAGCAUCCAAUCUCUCUGUAAAUCAGGAGAUCGCUUGCAGGCAUCUUUGUGGAUUAAAACGGUUAAUUAGAGAGAGACUUGUUAAAGGGUUAUAUUAUAAAUUGUGCGAAAUGAGGCAUGUUCGCAUCCAACCAAGAUCUAUCAGUGUAGAAAUUUAAAAGGACUAAGCGCAUGUCAUUUCCCAGAACCCUCUCUGUGGCAGCAGUGCAUACCCGGUGGUAUACAGAAAGCAGGCUUUCAAAUGCAUAUUGUGUCUCUCUUAAAGACAGUGAGACUAAUUUUGCAGCAUGUGUUUGUUGACACUGGUAAAUUGUAUAAUCAGACGCUGCAAUGGAGCAGGCGAGAAUGAAAUAUUUUGUACUGAGACAUUUAUUUAUACUGCUUUUUCUAUCUUUUUAUAUAUAUAAAAAAAUGAUUUUACCAUAAGAGUGUAAACGUUUAUGCAGAUGGCUGCAAAGAUUUCACGAACAUUUUAUAUGUUGAGUCGUCGUAGCAGCAUUAUUAUUAUUUUUUUUUUUUUUUUUAAAGAAGCCAUAAUCAUUCACCCCCUUGUUUAUAAAACAAUAUAGAGACUUUUUAGAGGGACAUAUUGGACGCCUAAACUGCAACCAUGCAUUGAUCAGCAUAAUGCAAAAAUAAAUCUUUUUUCAUGUUUUUGCUUUUUUAAUUUUUAUAUUGCAUUUUGUUGGAUGCAUAGUUGCAUUAAAAAAAUCUCUAAGGAUUCUGCUUGUGGUCACCUUUUCUAACAAGAAAGAAUUAGAAGUUGACUGAAAGAUGGUCAGACGUUUCUCACUCUCACCCAUGAGCUUUUUGCUCUAGAAGGAAAUGGAGCCAUACUCCCCCUAGUGACUGAAAUUAGCCAGUGCAGACUUCUAUCCAUUAUUUAAAGCUUUCUGCUUCCGUUUUUUAUUGUCCUCCUUGGUGAUAUCAAUGUACAGCCUAGUGUGCAAAUUCAUAUGCUUUUUAAUUUGUUCACUUGAGUAUGCCACCACUUAUUGAUAUCACAAGCGUUGGCAGUUACUCCACCUCGUACUUCUGAACCAAUCAUUUCGUUUAAAAUGCUGCUAGCACUUUGUAUACUGUUUGUAUUCUAUAUACUCAACGUUUAGGUGGCAGUCCCUUUAAUUUCCUGUCUUCCUCAACGACGCUCUGAGCAAAUACACAUCACACAGUUUUGAAAAGUAAAAUGCUCACACUCUUAGAUAAUAAGCAAAUUGUAGAGGCUACAAAAUAUGUUUAUGCGUUUUAUCCUAUUUUAUUUUAUUUUUUGAACUAAUUUCAUUUUUAAAAUAAUCAUUAUGGCCAGUGGAAAAUGACACAAUGCAAUAGAAAUUGUGAUAUUUGUAACUGGGUUUGAAUACAUAUUUUGUUUUGAGAACACAUGCUCUGUGUGACAGCAUUAAGAAGAUGGCAAAUUGCACACAACCUGCUAACGUUGAUUGUAAUGCAAUGUCUGCAGCAGGCAAUGACUUUCUUGGAGUUCGGUGUGGAAAGAAAAUAUGGUGAUGGAAAACUGUUCCAAGCAACCUGCAAAUCCUCAGCAAUGACUUAAUUAAAAUCCCAUUGAUCUUUUGCAAACUAUUUUGCACUUCAAGCAAAUAUGCAUGCAUGUCCAGGGCUCGGAUAAGGGCAAUUUUAUACCUCAAUGCGGUUUUUAAAGAAAGCAAUAUAUUUAAAGCAGUCUAUAGGUGGUCAUACUCGUUAUAAAAUAAAAAGUCAUAUUGUUUGUCUUUGUCAAUAGCCCUUUUUAUACAUGAAAAUAUCCUACUACUGAAUGUUUGGCCACCUAUGUAUUGCAGAAAUCCGUCGUCCACCGUGCUUCCCAAUGUUUUACUCAUUAACAAUUUCCCCUUAAAUACCUAAUUUAGAGUAUGUAUUAACCGUUUUUAGAUUUGUUCCCAAAAUACAUCUUUUGCCAUGUACAUGUGUUAUAAACAUGUUUUACUCUUUAUGUUCUUUAAAUUCAAAUGCAGUUUCAUGUAGUUCACUGUUGUAAGUAAAAUGCUUUCCUGGUUUGUUUGUGUUUGUUCUAUUGUUUUAAUUUUGUCUGUCAGUGUUUGUGGCAUACAGGUGUUCCUUUUCUACAUAUGGGCUAUAACACUGCCAAGUCCACCCAGAAAGCAAUACACUUACCCUCUAUCUAAUAUCCUGCUCAAAUGAGUCUAUUGACCAUUGUCUGUUAAAGUAUUAAUUGAAAUCUACCCUCAGUCUGAAGAAUUUAUUCUACCAGAGUGUGGACCCUGCCAACGUUUCAACCCAAAAAUAGGAUCUUUAUAAAGACUGGGUACCAUAGGUAUCACACCCAUUUUAUAUACAGCGAUUAACGUUGCAUUUGGAUUAUUUAUGGUAUAUGAACUUUACAAAUACCCUGUUUGGGAUCAAAACCAUUUUAAUGCUACACCACAAAAUAAUUCCGAAUUAUUUCCUCCCUACACACACAGUUAUUCAAAGUGAAUUUAACAUUUUGGACCAAAAUAGGUUACCUGGAAAAAUUAUCCAAUUAAGCUGUAUUUUUUAUUUAUUUAUUUUUGCCUCUUUCGGCCUAGAAUGUGAAAUUCACUUUAAGCUCCCAACAAGUCAGACUUUAGAGCAGGAGUGACCAAAACGGAGAUGCCCAGAUGUUUUAAAAUUUCAAUUUCCAUGAUGCCUUGUCAUUCUAAAGGUAUGCAAAGCACCAUGGGAUUUGUAGUUGUAUAACAUCCGGGGAGCUACCUGUUGGGAAUAAACCCUUCUUUAGAGAAUAACCCUGAUGAUGUCACUUAAGGGAGCUCUGACCUCCUGUAUCUGUUUUAAAUGGGUUAUUUUCUGACUGCCAUAAAAGACCACAAGUCUAAGGUUGUUUUCAUCAAAUGUCUUUUUUUUAGAUUGAGUCUCUUACAACAAAAGGCAAAGUUGAAUUAAUUUAAUGAGUGCUGAUGUGAUAGAUUACAUACUAAUUUAAAGUGUAGAUUAACUGUGAUAUGCUAAAUAAUAUUCUUUCUGAAAAGGGACCCAAAUCCUUCACAUUCACGUGAUUCAGAAGAAAGGUGGAAAGAAAAUUAGAUUCAAAGUGAAGUUUUGUCUCAAUAGAAGCAAUAGAAGGGGACAGUGUCCAUUUCACUCCAGAAUGGCGGUCAAUGCAAUCUCGCUGAAUAACCUUUAUUAUUAUGUAUGUGUUUAUUGUGCUGAAAAGCAGCCGUGUCAUACAAGCCUUCGCUGCUCUUACUGUAAAGACGUAUUAUUUCCAAGAUAUGUUGUAGUUUAUUCAUUAAAUGGGGACUUGAGAAAAAUCGCAAAGGGAUUGCAAUUCUCACCAGAGGAUGGCUUGCACUUUCUUCCUUAUUUAUUCCAUUCUAAGACACAUAUUGCAAAGAAACAUCAGGUUUUCUAGCCUUUCUUUCUAAAUCAAAUUGUCCAAUUUUGUAUUAAUUCUGUAGCCUGCCUAUUUUUUUUCCUGUUCCAUUAUGACUUUUUGUGAUUUUAGUCACGUUGAGGUGCUACUAUUGAUUUACAGACAGGCUAUAUUAUAUUGCCUUCACACGGAGCUCAAGGCAACAGCAC
This is a messenger RNA of Pelobates cultripes (western spadefoot toad), 58858 nucleotides long. Lineage: Eukaryota; Metazoa; Chordata; Amphibia; Anura; Pelobatidae. The record is from the annotation of a GenBank genome assembly.